CCGCAGCCUGCGACUUCGCGUUCAGUCAUUGUCCGACCAACAUCUCGGUCGUACGUUGUAACAUCGACCGGCGUUGUCGCUACUUCAUUAGUCGUACGAGUGCCCGUUAAACGAACGGUUAACUCCGACCCUUGGAGUGUAGGUGUAGUGCUAAGUGAUGGUGUGUUUUUAGCUGUACAACAUAAAAGUGUAUCGCUAAUAAGUAUUGCUGUCUCUGCUGUGUGGCGAGUUCCACGGAGUUGCCUAACGGCUGUGCGCCUGCGAGGGAAGGCAUCGCUUCACCGGGAGGAAUGAGCCCCGUACACCACAGCUCCCGCACUCACCGAUGAUCUCAAGAGACAAUGUUGAUAGACACCUUACCGCUCGUGGUUUGGACGCUCUUAGUCACAACGACAAAUGUAGCGACACAAAGCCAAUAUGGAAUAGGCUUAGGAAUAAAACGAGAAGUAUUUUUCUUAAAUUUAGAAGACGGCUAUUUUGGCUGUCAAGUAAACGAAUCGACACAAAUAUUACAAUUAUAUGAAUUAUCAAAAUUAUGCGACGGUGUCAAGGAUUGCUAUAAGGGAUCCGACGAACUCGUGAAAGAGUUAAAAUGUACAGAUGAUUGUACCAAAGAAGAUGGCGCCCAGUGUAUAAAUGGUCGUUGUCUAAACGGGGUGUGCCAUUGUAAUGAUGGUUUCGGCGGCUGCAACUGUCAGGAACCAGAUGUAAAUGAAUGCAAAGACAGACCAUGCGAUGUUUUUGCACACUGUACCAACACGGUUGGUAGUUUCCAAUGUUCGUGUUUCCCAGGCUACGAAGGCGACGGUUUCACUUGCAAAGAUAUAAAUGAGUGUGAGGAUCCGGCAGUAGCGUCGCGAUGCGUUGCAAACGCUGAGUGCUGUAACCUGCCAGCUCAUUUUAUUUGCAAGUGUAAUCGAGGUUUCGAGGGCGACGGCGAAGAAGAGUGUAGAGACAUUGAUGAAUGUCGUCGACCUGGUGCUUGUGGAGUAAAUGCUGUGUGUCAGAACUAUCCCGGAAACUAUACAUGCGCGUGUCAGACUGGUUACACUGGAAAUGCUUUCGACGGCUGCGUAGAUAUCGACGAGUGCGCCCAGGAGGGGAGCUGCGGCGUGGGCGCGCUGUGCCGCAACGUGGAGGGCGGCUACGAGUGCAGCUGCCCGCCCGGCUACGAGGGCGAGCCUCGCGUCGCCUGUCGCGAUCAGGACGAGUGUGCACACGCCACUUGUGGCAUUGGCGCGAUUUGCGAGAAUCUUCCAGGCGCUUAUCGCUGUCUGUGCCCACCAGGUUUUGAAGGCAAUCCAGAAGUGCAGUGUAUUGACGUGGAUGAAUGUAAGAAUAGCGAAGCAGUGUGCAGCGAACAUGCUAUGUGUACCAACACACUUGGCAGCUUCGUGUGCACUUGCAAGCCGGAGUACACAGGAGAUGCGCGAGUAGCGGGGGGGUGCCGAGACAUCGACGAGUGCGAAACACUUGAGCACCCUUGCGGCACUCACGCCAUCUGCGAGAACGCGGUUCCAGGAUACAAUUGCGUCUGUCCACAAGGUUAUAGAGCUCAACCAGACCCACAAGUUGCUUGCGAACAGGUGGACGUUAACACUUUGUGUAAAUCAAACUUUGAUUGUACCAACAAUGCAGAAUGCAUAGAAAGCCAAUGCUUUUGUAAAGAAGGAUUCGAUGCUCGUGGGUCCGUUUGUAUCGAUGUGGACGAAUGUGCGAAAAACCUUACCAUUUGUGGGGAAAAUUCACUAUGUUUAAAUACACCAGGAGGUUUUAAUUGUGAAUGUAUUAACGGAUUCGUUGGUUCUCCUCCACGAGUGGCUUGUCGAGCGCCAUGUGAAGAUGUGAAAUGCGGUGAUCAUUCUUACUGUAAGCCGGAUGGAAUAGAAGCAUACUGUGUUUGUGAAGAUGGCUGGACAUUUGAUCCAACAGAUAUAGCGGCGGGUUGUGUAGACAUCAAUGAGUGUGAUGGAUCAGUUGGACCAGUUGGCCGCUGUGGUAAUAAUGCACGUUGCACUAACACGCCGGGUAGCUUUACUUGCCAAUGUCCAGAAGGAUAUACCGGUGAUGCUUAUAAGCAAUGUUUAGAUAUUGACGAAUGUCAAAUAGAAGGCGCUUGUGGAGUUGGAGCAGAUUGCAUCAAUCGAGAUGGAUCCUAUACUUGCGAAUGCCCAGAAGGCAGUUUACCUGACCCAGACCCUAGGAUGCGCUGUGUUGAAAUUCUAACAUGCAAAUCUGAUAACGAUUGUCCCGGUAAUGCUGUAUGUGAUCCAAACUCUAGGUGUCUGUGCCCAGAGCCAAAUGUUGGCAAUGAAUGCAGGCAUCCUUGCGAGGCUUUACAAUGUGGAAGUAAUUCAGAAUGUCUGCUGAAUGACCAGAUUGCGCAAUGUACAUGUAGAAGCGGGUUUGCAGGCGACCCAUCAUCACCUACUGGUUGUCAAGAUAUAAAUGAAUGUAUUGAUAGCCCUUGUGGACCUGGAGCAGUUUGUAAAAAUCUUCCUGGACGUUUCCUAUGCGAAUGUCCUGGUAUGUUCAGCGGCGAUCCCUAUGUCAAUGGCUGUGUUCCAGGAAAAAUGCCUAUUGAAUGCAGUAGUACCAAUCCAUGCCCUCAGGGUGAACAAUGCAUUUCACAUGACGGAGAAAAUGUUUGUGUCUGUACACAAGGUUUUUCGCGUAGCACUGAAACUCUAUUAUGUGAAGAUAUUAAUGAAUGUGUUCAACACGGUAGAUCUCCAUGUGGUCUAAAUGCUAUUUGUAAGAAUUUGCCUGGUAGCUACGAAUGCAAAUGUCCGGCAGAAUACAGUGGAAACCCUUACCAUCUCUGUGAAGUUUGUGACGAUAUAACAUGCCAGUGCCAACCGCCAUAUAAAGUUGUAGAUGGUAAUUGUGUGCUCUCUGGGUGCACAAAAGAUAAUAAGUGUGGAAAAGGUGCAGAAUGUAUUGUUAUCUCUGAUGGAGUGAGCUAUUGCGCUUGUCCAGUUGGUUUCUCACAAACGGCUGAAGGAUCUUGUGAAGACAUAAACGAGUGUACGUCUGGACAAUCAGCAUGCGGUUUCGGCGCAGAAUGUGUAAAUACGAUUGGCUCGUUCACCUGCAAAUGUCCAGCUGGCUAUAGCCAAGAUACAAUGUCCGGACAUUGCACACUAAAUCAAAAGCGAUGCAUAAGCGAUUCAGAUUGCUUCCCAAAUGAAAAAUGUAUUCAGCCCGGAAAAUGUGUAUGCCCGCCGCCAUUUUAUUUGGACGUUACAGACGGACAGAAAUGUAAAAGUCCAUGUGAGAGAUUUACUUGCGGCAUAAAUUCGAAAUGUACUCCAAGUGAUCCUCCUCGAUGCAUGUGUAUGACAGGUUUCGAAGGAGAUCCUUACACGGGAUGUACAAAUAUAAAUGAAUGUCAUAGCGCACCAUGCGCUUUUGGAGCUAUUUGUCACGACCAGAAAGGUGGCUAUCGCUGUGAGUGUCCUCCGAAUAUGGUUGGUGAUCCCUAUAAAAGCGGAUGUGAAGUUGAAGAAAUGCCAGCAGAGAAACGUUUAUGCCGAGCAGAUGAAGAUUGCGCGAAUACGCUCGCGUGUUUAAACAGCACCUGCCUGUCCCCAUGUACCAGUGUCUCAUGUGGAUUGAAUGCUUUCUGUGAAGUAGAAAACCAUGCUGCUUGGUGUCGCUGUAACCCAGGCUAUACAAAACCUGAAGGUGGCAAAUGUAUUUCUGGAUGUGAUACAUAUUCUUGCGCUUCUGGAGCCCAGUGUAUAAUAUCAAAGACUGGGCCGACUUGCGUAUGUCCAGAGGGAAUGGUUGGAAAUCCGUUCCCUGGAGGAGCAUGUAGAAGAGAUACUUGUGGGCCCGGCUUGCCGUGUGAACAGCCGCUUAUGUGUGUGGCGGGUCGUUGCAGACAGAGAUGUGAGGGUGUUGUCUGUGGCGUUGGCGCUUCAUGUGACCAACAGAGCGGGAAAUGUAUUUGCAAUGCAUUUUUUGUUGGAAAUCCUGAUUUACUUUGCAUGCCGCCGAUUUCUCCACCAUCAUGUGAACCUGGAUGUGGGCAAAACGCACACUGUGUUUACGGCCAAACCAAUGCUUGCAAAUGCAACAAAGGAUUUACUGGAAAUCCGUAUAAAACGUGCUUACCACGAAGGCAAAUAACAUGUGCUAAAGCUUCAUGUGGUCUAAAUGCAGUUUGUCAGCAAACCAGAUCACAUGUGGAAUGUUUAUGUCCUCCAGGAUACAUUGGAAACCCUAACAUACAAUGUACGGAUGUAGAUGAAUGUGGAAGUAAGCCAUGUGGUGAAAACGCAAUAUGUAUAAAUACACCGGGAAGUUUUAGUUGUAUUUGUAAAAGCCGAUACGUUGGAAAUCCUUACGAGUUAUGUUCACAAGUUUCCAUUUCUAAAUGCGCCGAUGGUACCAUAUGUACUUGUUCCCAUAACGCUACAUGUCCUGAGGGAUUCAUCUGUGAAAAAUCGAAAUGUGUUGACGUAUGUCGUACGAUGAUGUGUGGACCUAAAUCAAUCUGUGAAGAAGGCGAGUGUCACUGUCUACCUGGGCAUAGUGGCAAUCCUAAUGAUUUACAAAGAGGAUGCGUUCCUGAUAAUAAAUGCAUGGUAGAUGGAGACUGCAAGGAUUCAGAAAUAUGUUUCCAAGUCGCGAAAAAUGUUCGGAAAUGUGUAGAUUCUUGUAGCAAACUGCAGUGUGGUCCAAAUUCUCUGUGUAUUGGAGCCAACCAUCAAGCUCAUUGUAUAUGUGCUGAAGGGUAUGUUGGAAAACCCACAGAUGUGAAAACGGGUUGCCAUUUAAUUGUUCAAGAACCUCAUGAGCCUAAAUGUAAUGCAGAUAGUGAUUGCAAACAACCUGAGGUUUGUAUUUCCGUAGACGGUACAGCGAAGCGCUGUUUUGAUUUAUGCUCAACUAUAGCCUGUAGUGCAAACGAAGUUUGCCGCGUCAUAGAAAAUAACCCACUAUGUGAAUGCAAAGAUGGUUUUCUUUGGAAUCCUCUAAAUUCUAAUUGUGAACAGCCCUCAACACCAAAUUGCAAGUCUAAUGAUGAUUGCGAGGACAACAAAUCUUGUCAAAAAGAUGUGCUUGGAGUAAAUAAGUGUGAUGACAGUUGUUCGUUGUUUACUUGUCCUCAAAAUUCAAAGUGUGUAACAAAAAAUCACAAAAGCCGAUGCGAGUGUCUAGCUGGAUUUGGAGGAAAUCCAAAUGAUCGUGAUGGAUGUAUAGCUAUUAAUAAGAAUCAAUGUUCAGAUGAUGCGCAAUGUAGAGAAAAUGAAGUCUGUAAAUAUGUGGGAGACGUUAAAAAGUGUAUUUCUGCAUGUCAACAAGUAAUAUGCGGUCCUAACGCUGUCUGUGUUACUAACAACCACAUUGCAAAAUGUCAGUGUCCAUCAGGUCCGUUUACAGGAAAUCCAAAUGAUUUGGAAAAAGGAUGUCAAUCUGUGCCUUGCAUUUAUAACGCAGACUGUCCACCGCACGAAUUAUGCAAUCGUAUAACACAUUCGUGUAUGAAUGCUUGCGGGGAAGACUCCUGUGGUGAGAAUGCUGUAUGCAUAGCUGAAAAUCACAAAGCAAGUUGUCAAUGUCCUAAUGGCUACAAGGCCGAUCCUAUACCCGAUGUUAACUGCAAGAAGAUAGAAGUUUGCAAUCCUAAUCCAUGCCAUUCAACAGCUAUCUGUGAACCGAGACACUCAUCUUAUGUAUGCAGAUGCCCAACUGGGUAUGUAGAAGAUUUCAAUGGGGGUUGUAGAAGGCAAGAUGAAUGUUCUAAUGGCGAUGAAGACUGUCCAUUGGAAACAACAUGUGUGAAUAGACGGUGUGUAAAUCCGUGUGAUGGUGCCUGUGGAAUUAACUCGCUAUGUAAAGUAGUAAAUAGAAAAGCAAUUUGCAUGUGUCCUGAUGGUUACGAAAAUAUUAAUGGCAAUGCGUGCAAGAAAAAGUUACUGAUUUGCUCGAGUGAAAGUGACUGCAAUGGCGAUGUUUGUUCCAAUGGUCAGUGCUUUACUGCCUGUAAAAAUUCCGCGCAAUGUGAUCCAGGAGAAGCUUGCGCUAAAAACUUCUGCGUUACCCAGUGCUCUAAACAUACGCAAUGUGGCAUAGGACAAGCUUGUGUCGCAGGACAAUGCUUGAUUGGUUGCAGAAGUCAAGAAGACUGCCCAAGCGAAGAGGCUUGUAUAAAUAACAGGUGUGUCAAUCCCUGUUUAUCAACAAAAGCGUGCGGGCCAAAUGCUAUUUGUUCAAGAAUCAACCAUAAUACCAAAUGCGAGUGCCCGCUUGGAUUUCAAGGAACACCAACACCUCAACAAGGAUGUGUGAGAAAACCUAGUUCAUGCUCGCGUACGUCUGAGUGUCCUCCUGAUCACAUGUGCAUUGGAUAUCUCUGUCAAGUUCCGUGUCAAGAUAAUUCUGGAUGUGCUAUUGGAGAAAAAUGUAGCGAUAAUAGAUGUCACAAAAUAUGUCAUUCCAGUAGUAACUGCUUACAUGGAGAACAUUGUAGUGCUGGCGUAUGCAUUCCUGGUUGUAAAACGAGUUCUGACUGCUUAAGUAAUCAGUUAUGUAAUGGAGGACAAUGUCAGUGCCUUCCUGGAUUCGAAUUAUCAAGUGAUGAAUGUCUAAACAUCAAUGAAUGUCUUGACAGUCCAUGCCACCCAUCAGCACAAUGUGUAGAUACCCCAGGCUCUUUCAAGUGCGUCUGCUCAGUUGGCGCCAUCGGUGAUCCUUAUACUAGCGGUUGCUUAUUACCAAACCAGUGUAGAAACGAUAAUCAAUGUGAAGAUUCACUUGCGUGCAUUAGAGGAAAAUGUUCGAACCCAUGUCAAACUAAAACUUGUGGUCUAAAUGCUUUAUGUAAGGUUGUUAAACAUAGAGUUGCAUGUGCCUGUGAGAAAGGCUUCCUGGGAAAUCCGUUAGACAAGAAAAUUGGCUGCUUCAAGGUGGAAUGUAUAGAUGACCCUGACUGCUCAAGCGACAAAUUCUGUAACACAAGGAAUAACAAAUGUUCUGACCAAUGCGAAGAAACUUAUUGUCAGGGUGGCAUUUGUACUAUAGAAAAUCACAAAGCUCUGUGUACUUGCCCAACAGGGUAUGAUUUAGUCAACAAUGUUUGUGAAGACAUAAACGAAUGUUCAACUAACCCAUGCCCUUUGAAUGCAAACUGUGUAAACAAUCGAGGAUCAUAUUCAUGUAGUUGUGCAAAUGGAACUGUACUGGAUACAAAUACCGGGAAUUGCAGAUUACCAGGAGAGUGCUUUUCUGACGAUGAUUGUUCCGAUAAAACCAAAUGUGAAAACAAUUAUUGCAUUGACCCCUGCGAGAAGUCAUCCCCCUGUGGUGAAAAUGCUGAAUGCAUAGUCGCGAAACAUAAUCCUAUUUGUGAAUGUCCUACUGAUAGCCAAGGCGAUCCCUACAAACAGUGUGUCAAGUUUGAAUGUAUUAAAGAUAGUGAUUGUUCAUCAGAGGAAGCUUGUGUCAAUUAUAAGUGUAAAAACUCCUGCAGUAUACCUCGAGCAUGUGGCAAAAAUGCUGACUGUCUUUCAAGGAAUCACAUUGGUCAUUGUUCCUGUUCGUCUGGUUUUACGGGAGACCCUGUACUUGGCUGUGUGCCUAUUCAAUUCUGUACGGAUGACAGCAGGUGUUCAUCAGGAACUAAGUGUGUUGACAAUUUAUGUGUUGGUGUUUGCAAAAACUCAAGAGAUUGCUUGAAUGAUCAACUCUGUAUUCAAGGCACUUGUCGAGUUACUUGUAAUUCAAAUAGCACUUGCCCAGAUUUCCAAUUUUGCUUAAAUAGAAUUUGUACUAAAGAAGUACAGUGUACAUCCAACGAAGACUGUGAUGAUGAUGAACGGUGUACUGUAGGAAGGAAAGGAGUUCCACAAUGCGUUAAAGUUUGUGAAAGACAUCCCUGUGGGAGGCAAGCAGUGUGUGUUGGUAAAAAUCAUCAACCCGCUUGUUCAUGUGCGCCAGGCUUUUUCGGAGAUGCUCUUCAAGGAUGUAAGAGAAAAGAAUGUGAGGUGGAUACGCAAUGCUCUGAUGAUAAACAAUGCCAUCAAAAUAUGUGUAAAAUAGCUUGUCUAGUAGAAAACUCGUGUGGCGAAAAUUCCAUCUGUUCGUCUGAAAAGCACAACCAUGUGUGUUACUGUCAACCUGGUUACACGGGAGACCCAGCAAGGGGCUGUGUUAAAAUAAAUAGAUGUGCGUCUAAUCCCUGUGGCAAUGGAGCUGAGUGUAAAAACCUUAGAGAUAAAGCUCAAUGUGCUUGUCCCGCGGGAUACGUAGGCAACCCCUAUGAAGAGGGUUGUCGUAAGGCACAAGAAUGCAGAUUUAACCGAGACUGUCCUCCAGUGGCGCGAUGCACUGUCGUUGGUGGAAUACGAAAAUGCACUGAUGCAUGCGAAACCGUAAAGUGUGGUCCUAAUUCUGAGUGUGUUGCUACAAGACACCUUGGUCAAUGUAAAUGUAAGAGUGGAUAUGUUGGUAAUGCUGCUAGUGAUAAAGGUUGUAAGCUUCGAGAAGUAUCAUGUAAUGAAAGAAGCGACUGUGGCGAAGAUCAAUACUGUCAUAAGGGUCUCUGCAAAAGUUUAUGCCUCGUGGACGAAGAAUGUGGAUCAAGUGAGAAAUGUUACAAUGGACAGUGUGUCAACCCUUGUAAAAUGGAGAAAGCCUGUGGUUUGAACGCUUUAUGUCGAACUGAUAACCACGUUGUGCAGUGUAGUUGCCCUCAAAGUUUUACAGGAAAUCAAGAUAUUGAGUGUGUUAGAAUGCCCAGAUUAUGUGGUGCGGCAGGUGAAUGUGAAGAUGACUACAUGUGUCAAGAUGACAUGUGUGUUCCAAAGUGUACAUCUGAUGAAGAAUGUGCUUUGAACGAACGCUGCUCCAAAGGCACUUGCUUGUUGACGUGCCGUGUAGACAACGACUGUUUCUUAGGUCAUAUAUGUCUGGGAAAUAGCUGUAUGUAUGGGUGUAGACACGAUGAAGAUUGUGGACCAGACGAAUUUUGCAAAAACAAUGUUUGUCAAAAUCCCUGUGCAAACGACAUAAACCCUUGUGGCCCUAACGCAGUUUGUUCAGUGGCAGAUCGCAAAGCUUCAUGUACAUGCCAAGAAGGUUUAAUACCUAACCCAACUCCGAACAUAGGUUGUGUCCGAGCUCCAUCGUUAUCCUGCCGCAUGCACACGGACUGUGCUACAGGCUGGAGAUGUGAAGACGAUCGCUGUCGCCCAGCUUGCACAACUGAUGGCUCCCAAUGUUUGCAAGGCGAACGAUGCGAUGCAGGAGUGUGUAGAUAUGCCUGCACCUCAGAUGAACAGUGUUCAGACGAGGAGGUUUGUGAUGGUCGCAUCUGUGUGACGGGGUGUAGAUCUCAUUCCGAUUGUUCAGAUCAGCUAGCCUGUGUAUCAGGACAGUGUGUGGACCCUUGUACAGAACCUGCUACUUGCGGAGCUAAUGCAUUAUGUUCGACUAAAGACCAUCAACCAGUCUGCACAUGUCCGCCGACAUUAUUUGGAAAUCCAAAAACAGUAUGCCGAAGAAAGAUUUUGCCUUGCGACGAGAACGAGAACUGUCUUGAUGGAUUUAAUUGCUAUGGAGGAACAUGUCAACCAUCAUGUAGAGGUGAUAGUGUUUGUUUAUCCAACGAAAAGUGUAUUCGUGGUAUAUGCAGAGUUGUAUGUAACAGCAACGAAGCGUGCAGCAAAGGCUAUAUUUGUGAUGGCAGAAUUUGUAAACAAGGGUGUAGAGAUGAUAACGAGUGUGACAUUAACCAAGCUUGUUUGAAUGGACAAUGCAAAGAUCCGUGUGGUGAAAAUGCAGUCUGCGGAAUUUGUUCGGACUGUAAAGUACAAAAUCAUCGUGCUCAAUGUAGUUGCUCGAGCAAUUAUACCGGCAAUCCUCUUGUUGAGUGUAAAAAGAAAACAAUGUUAUGUGACGGAUUUUGUCCUUGCGAUGACAGUGGAUAUUGUGUCUCACUCUGUGAAUCUGACCCGGAAUGUCCGUGUGGCGAGAAAUGUCUUAAUGGAGGUUGUAGGGCUGUUUGUUCAGUAACAAAUAAAUGCCCCGAAAGACAAAUAUGCCUAGACAAUCUCUGUGUACCUGGGUGUAACUACGAUGCAGAUUGUGGAGAUGAUAUGGUAUGCUCUUCGAAACUUUGCGUCAAAGCUUGCCAAGAAGAUACUUGUGGUAAAGACGCGGCUUGUUUUGCUAUUAAACACCGUGCUAUAUGCAAAUGCCCUAGUGGAUUUACCGGCGAUCCGUCGGAAGAAUGUAAAGCAUAUGAAUGUUCUAACAAUGAGGAUUGCGAUGCUGAUGAGAAAUGUUCGGAAGGAAAAUGUAAAAACGUAUGCUUAGGAGCAUGUGGGGUGAAUGCAAUAUGUCGUGCACUUAAUGGCAAUCCACAAUGCUCUUGUCCACCUAAUUACAUUGGCAAUGCAAAGGUUGAAUGUUCUAAGCCCGCAGCAGGCAGCUGCUUGCGCAACCCCUGUGGGGUGAGUGCUCGCUGUCGUGACUUAGAAGACGGCAACUACGAGUGCACGUGCCCACCUAACUGUGCCGGCAAUCCUCAUAAACAAUGCUUUUGUGGGGCUAUGGAACCGUGUGCAUAUAAAUCAUGUGGCACCAAUGCGGAGUGUCAUAUCGGUGCACAUGGAGAAGCCCAAUGCUUCUGUCCACGUAACUAUCCUAACGGUGAUCCUAAUAUAGAAUGUGCCCAAGAACGGAGUGUAGUAGAUUGUAGAACAACAGGUUGUGGAAUUAAUGGGGAAUGUUUAAGAGAAGGCGCAGAAUUUGUAUGUCGAUGCAUUCCCGGCACAGAAGGCCAGGCUGAUGUCGAAUGCCACACCAGUAUCGAAUGUACGAGCGACAAGGACUGCCCAGUAGACAGAGCGUGUUUGAGCCUACACUGUGUGGACCCCUGCACGGUGCGCGGAGUGUGUGGAGAAGACGCCCUUUGUGUAACCUUGAUGCACAAGGCGCAGUGCUCAUGCCCUCAGUGCUAUACUGGGCAGCCACGCAUAUCAUGCCGCCUCGACCCUUCUUGCAAGUCCACGGAUGAACAUAACACAACCUUCACCUGUUCCGAAACUAAGUCGUGCCCAUCAAAACUAGCCUGCGAUCUCAGUACUAAUCAAUGCCGUAAUCCUUGCCUUGGAUAUCAAAAUUGUAGACGAAAUCAGAAAUGUGAAGUUCGGGAUCAUAGACCGAUAUGUGUAUGUCGGAAUGGAUUUGCCUUGAACGAAAAAGGAGAAUUAACUUGUGCACCCGAACAUGCAGAAUGCACAAGAGACGAACAAUGUCCGUCGAAUGCGGCCUGUCGCAAUUCCAAGUGUGUGAAUCCGUGCCAAGCGUCUGUAGAGCCCAUGUGUCCCAAGGGCAAACAGUGUGAAGUAGUAGAUCACCGCGCUAUGUGCGUAUGUGUCGAAGAAUGUAACCCAACAUUAUCAAUUUGCUUGAGAGAUAGCGGCUGUCCAAGUAACUUGGCAUGCAGAGAUUUUCAAUGCAAGGACCCAUGUAAUGGCGCUUGUGGUGGAGCUCCAUGCUCAGUAGAAGACCACCACCCAGUUUGCAAGUUUUGCCCUAGUGGAUUCACACACGAUGAAAAACAUGGCUGCGUUAAAGCGACAGAGUGCGGCGGGCACGAGCACUGCGCGCCCACGCUGGCGUGCAUCGGCGGCCGCUGCGCUGACCCGUGCGCGCGCGGAGGCCCGUGUCUUAACGGCCAACACUGCGCUGUCGUCGAUCACCAACCUGUUUGCUCAAAGGUUUGUCAGUGCCAAACAUCAUCAGACUGCGCAAGAUAUCCAAAUACAUUUUGUGACGGCUGCGCUUGCAUUCGGGAAGAACGUCAUCCCUCCACAAACUGCGCUCACUGUCGGCCAGGAGUCCCUUGCGACCCAUUCUCCGGUGCCUGCAUGGAAAAUGGAACUUAUGUCCCACUAACCGAAACUACAUCAGGAGGAACAAGUGAAUCCGCCACUACAAAAGAUAGGACUAUGUCUACUGACCCUAUUCAGUCCACUGAUACUAAUGACUCUCAUACGACUCGCAAUACAUUAAUUCCCGAUUACAUGACGACUGACUUUACCGUUACUGUUAGGAGCCAAAUAUCAACCACUUCAACAGAUUAUUUCGACAUUAAUACAGGGACAGACGAAACUUCUCUUAAAUCUACCACAUCUAAUGCAAAUGAUGAAUCAACUGAAAUUCCUUUUACUAGCUCUAGUAGUCUCAGUGUUACUACUAGCUCUAGUAGUCUCAGUAACACAUUAAAUGAUAUAACUGAGACUGUUGAUAUUUUAGAAAACACGACUCCGAAAGCUUUCAAUUCCAUGGAAGAUUCUAAAAGAAUAGCUACAAUUGAUGAAUCCGAAAUUAAAACAGCUUCUACUGCUAGAGCAACAUUCAGUGGAAGUGGAAAAAAUACCAUAGAAGGAAAUAUACAAGACGCAUCAAGCUUUACAGGCUCUGUAAAGAGCUCAGAUUUAUAUGAUACUACUACUCCUCUUAAUGCAGUAACUAAUGCAAUGGAUAGUAGUGAAAGAGACCAUAGCACAAUUCUGUCAGAGACACAAUUUAAACAAACUACCAAAACGUUGAGCAACAAUAUGAAUGAGUCAACCUAUACUCCUACAGAUCAUCAAAGUAAUGAUAUGACAACACAAAUUACUACGCCCUAUACAAAUAUCGAAGAUUAUUCGUCAAUUGAUUCUGAUGUCCUCUUGCAGAGUAGUAGUACAAUUCAUGUUGAAAGUACCAUAAAACCUUACACUAAAAAGAUUGUCGAAGGAAAUCAUUCCUCAACAGUUUCAAUUGAAAAUAAAAACACAAAAACCCCAGAAAAUCAAAGAAAACUGAACAGUAAUUACACAGGAAUUACUUUAGUGGAAGAUCUUCCUCAAAAAAAUAUAACUACUUCAACUUUGCCAACUAGCACUACAAGGUAUACAAACUCAGAAAAACUUACCGAAACGAGCAUUAAAUUAACUACAUUUGGGACAGCAGUUGACUCAAAUGUAGGUGAAACUAAUACAAAAAUGUUACAUGAAAAUGUUACGGAUAAAAUACCAAUUGAAGAGACCCACCGUGAUACUACCGCUCAUAGUACUUUUGCAACUGACGAUAGUUAUACUACUCCAGAGACGUCUGAUACUGUUGCCAUCGACGAUGUUACAUCAUUGAUUGAUGCUGUGCGUACGGCUAGUACGAUGGACGCAGAUGAAUUAAUAACACAAUCUUACAUUACUGUACAACUUACUGACAUAACAACAAAAUCAAUCCUAGUCACGGAAACUGAACAAUCUGACAAAAAAACAACAACCCAAUUUGACAUUUCAUCUGCAGAUUCUGAGACCACUUCUUCAUCGUCUAUUCCAGUAACUUUGCGGGAACAAACCAAACUUAAUGACUUGUCUGGUAUAACUGCAACCACAAGGCCUACUCUAGACUUACAAAGUACACCAGAGCUCACUACUCAUACGGAAACUGAAUAUUCGAAUGAAAAUAACACGACAAUCGAAACUCAGGACUAUAGUAUAGUAGAAAAAAACACAACCGCAACUUCAGCUCCAACACUUAUACCUUAUACGAAUUUUAAAACAAAUACAGUGUCUUUUGAAUCAUCAACAAUGCAAAUUAGUUUUGAUCAAAGCAGCUCUUCCAGUUACUCGGUUGAGUCUACAACAGACACAAUGGGUCUCAAAACCAAUAAACCUAAUUAUGAAAAUGAUGGAACAACAAUUCAAUUCACAACAGACAUCGCCACAAAAACAGCGUCUUUAGAAACAUCGACAAUACAAAUUAAAUCAGAUCAAAGUACCUCUUCCAGUUAUUUGGUCGAGACAACAACAGAUCCGUCUGAUCUCAAAACCAGUAAACCUAAUAAUGAAAUAGAUAAAUUCACGGAAGACAUUGUCACGAAUACUGUGUCACUAAAAACAUCAACAAUGAAAAUUGUAUUAGAUCAAAGUACCUCUUCCAGUUAUUCGAUUGAAUCAACAACAGAUACAACAGGUCUCGAUAUAAAUGAACCCAUAGAUCGAACAGACUUUACAGUCACGUCAGACAGCAUCACAUCAAAACCUAAAACCAUAACUGUUACUGAAAACAUUACUAAUAAAUCUGUGCAAAAUACGGCUACUGAAGACUCAAUGACCACAAUAGAUCAUAACACAGUAACAGAUAAAUUAUUUCCAAUACAAACUCAAGCAAUUGAGAAAACAACAAAAGGAAUAACAUCUGACAAUCCUAUACCAGGAAUAGAUUUUACAAAGGAACCUGAUAAUACGGCCACAAUAAAUUCAAAGGACGAAAUCACACAAUUUUAUUCAGGAACUACCGCUUCAGAAUUAACCAGAACUGACACAAUGAGACAUAUCUAUACAGAUCCACCAGAAACGACCAGUACCGCUUCUAUUACAAUAGAAUCUGCAAAAACAGAAGGGGUGACCGUUUUUACAGGGACGACAGCUUUUAGAGAUAUUGUGUCUAGCACAAUGAACUUGGAAACAACUACGAAUCAACCUAAUUCAUUGCCAUUAGGAGAAUCAACUAUAGGACCUGAACUAAUUAAGACCUUAGUAACUGAGAAAAACGAACCUGUGACUUUCACACCUGAUACAGCUACACAGUCAAGUACAAUUGACUCUACACAAACAAAAGAUAGUGAUUUUUAUACAACAAUGAUAUUCGAUAAUGAAAAAGAAAUUACUCCUACGUUUUCAACAGUCGCCAACGAUGGAUCAGUAACAUUAACAUCAGAUCUGAUCAGUGAUAGACAAGUGAAUGUUAGUCAAAUACCUAAUACAUCAGUCACGCCAGAAACAGAUAGUGAAUUGAAAGAAUCUUCAUCAACAGCGAUAGACGAGAAAAUUCCAACUCCAACAGCAACAUAUGAUGAUGCAUUGAUAACGUCUCGGUAUCCAAAUAUUGAGACGACUACAUCACAAACGAUAACAACACUUAACGAUUUUGAAAAUACUGAGUUAACAUCCCAUUCAAAUGAAAAAAAUAUAUUUGAUGAAACAACAGCUUCAUCUACAGAAAUUGGUACUUCAGUUACAAACGAAAAUUCUGACAACAUCCAUAAGUCACUCACCUCUACUGAACCUAACUCUGAUUUUACGGAAAACGGAAAAGUUGAUGGUAGCUCAACUUCUAGUAUACCGGAAGGGACAGUUACAACCGAAAAUUCUGAAAACAUCCAUAAGUCACUCACCUCUACUGAACCUGACUCUGAUUUUACGGAAAACGGAAAAGUUGAUGGUAGCUCAACUUCUAGUAUACCGGAAGGGACAGUUACAACCGAAAAUAUUCACCUUGAUACGCGAACUACACAGGCUAUAACACAAAAGCUACAUAGCGACAAGGAACUUAUUCCGGAUUAUGUGACUAAAUCAUUAUCACUUACAACAGGAAGUGGGACAUUUACUACAGAAACAGUAAACAGUUUGAAAGAAUCAACUACUUCUGAAAAUGUAGAAUUUGAAAUAAAUAACAAGGAUACUUCUACAUCUGAUGUUAUACCAGUUACCACCGAGAGAAUGAGUGUCGAUAUGAGCUCGUUACCAAUUGCUAUAGCUACGCUUAAAAGUACGGAAACUAAUAUUUACUUUACAGAAAACAAGGAUGGUGACUCAUUAACAACGGAUUCGUUUAACAAAGACAGUGAAACUACUACAGAUAGUGGGGUUGUUAGAAAAGAGACAGGGGUUACAUUUGAGCCUUCAGUACCCACUGACCAAACUUUGAUAAUAACAACAACCGCAGAAAAAUCCACGAGUUCAGAAAUAGAAAAUGAUUUAACGACUUUUAAAAAUUCUGACACUACUACAAUUGAAUCGGAAAUAAGAUCACAGACUCAGAUCCAAGAAGAUAAAAAUAUCUCAGUGACAUCUUUGCCUGCACAAGAAAUAGAUAAAGAAACCACUGAUAUCUCACCAGCAACAACAGACAAAAUAGAUAUUAAAAAAAUAAUGGUAAUGCCAGUGCCCACUGAAAUGCUAGAAAGUCCAAGUUCAACCCAACUUAAUAAGGAUUCCACUGAUAUCAAUGAACUGAAUUUAAUAGAGUCAACCACGUCAGGAUAUGAGUUGACAUUCAAAAUGGAACAAGGUUUAGGGACUACUGACGACAAGUUUGAUGUUAAGCAAACUUUUACGACACAAUUAUCUACACAGAGCAAAUAUACAGAAGUAACAUACACAAACAUUCAAGACAAGUCAAUGUACACCACAUAUAAUCCAAGCACAGAAAAAUUAGAAGAUGCAAUAGUAACAAAAAUCGAUAAAUAUACGACUCAAUCAUUACCACCCGAAACGGAUAGUACAACCUAUGUGAAUGUCGAAAAAAAUACUGAACAUAUAGGUACAUUUAGCACUCAAACAAAUGAUAAUGAGGUAACUGAUUCAACUAUAGCCGUAGAUCAAGGAAUGGCUGAAUCGACUAUUGCAAGUGACAUAACAACAACUAAAAGUCCAAUUGUACAUGAUAAUACUUUAAGUCUCGGAUAUACAACAGAUGACAUGAUGAUUGUUCACACAAAUGCUUUGAAUAAUGUAAUACAGCAUACAACAUAUUCAUCAAUAGAUAGAGAAACCAUAACUAGCGAUACCACUGGUUAUGCUACAGAAAAAAUCGUUGAUUCAACUACUGAUUUGAUACACAGUGAUGUUGAUGAAAAUAAAAUGACGGAUUCGUUUGUGACACUAGCAUCCACUCAAGCAAAUAGCAUGCCAACUCCAUUAGUUGGUAUUCAUACUGAAAUUCCUAUGGAUUUGAAAAGUUCAACAUCAACUGAGGCACAUAUAACUACAAAUAAAAUAAAUACAGAUAGUAUCUCUGAAACAACUGAACCUUCAACAGAGGUAAAAUCUCUCAAAGACUUACAAAAUACAUCACCAGAUUUAACGUCAACUACUUACACAACAGAGACUAGCACACAACAGACAGAAAAAGUUAUUACUGAAAUAACAACUCCAUUUAUGGAAAAUCAAAGUAUGGGUUAUGCUACAAGUAUAGGUGUAUCAGUUACCAAAGUUACAAAACAAGGUUUUAAAGAUUCUAAUGAUUUGGAUGCCAAUACAUUCACUUAUGAUAAUGUGAGCACUGAAACUACUACGAACGAAAUUGAUAGUACGGGGCAUACUGAUUCAAGUAUUAAUACAAGUUUGGGUGAAUUUGUGCCUAAUGAAGUGAAACUAACAACAUCUUUCAAUGAAAUGCAUGGUACCACUAGUGCCACGUCAGAACCAUUUUCUCCUAUCACAACAACAGAAGCACAAAUUUCUACGAGCGACAAUUUACAAUACACUAUUAGUACAUCUAAGAGUGUAAGUGACGAAAAUAGCGAAACGACACCUAUCACGACUGUUAAUCCGGAAGCGUCUUCUUCGGAGACUGUAACAGUUCAGCCUGAUACAAGUACUCCUAUACUGGUUUCCAAUACUUUGGAGGUUAAUUCAGAUAACCCUGAAAUGACAUUAGCUACGAUUUAUAACGAUAAUCGAUCUGAAAAUCACUAUGAAACGACUUCUAUUUCCAUAUCAAAUGAAUCGGUAACAUCCUAUUUCGAUCAUAGUACCAGUACGACAAAUAGUUUAACUUCGGCCAUACAGAAUACAAACGAUGAUUUUAUUUCAUCUACUGAAACUGCUAUACCAAUAUUGAAUAGUGAUACCGACAAAACAAUAAGUAUAACGAAAAAUUAUGAAACAACAAUUUCUUUAGUUAAAGAAAAUCAUAAUCUUGCAACAACUCAAAAUACAAUUACUGAAGAUAUAGAAGACUCCUUAACAUAUACAACAAUUAGUAAUACUGACAUUUCUCCUAAAACACAACACACAUCGACGGGUAUUAUUAGUACUUCUACUGAAAGUUUAUCAUCUCGUAGAAAAGGCGACGAUAUUUUUGCAUGGACUGAUACUACUUUAGUGACUGACAUGACUACUACAGAAACCACUGUACAAAGUACAGACUUACACAUUAACACUUCUUGUAAAAUAAACGUGAAUUGCCCGACGCAUAAGGCCUGCCUAAAUGGAGUAUGCCAGGAUCCCUGUCAAAUCCCUGGUUGUACAAAGAACGAAUCAUGUAUAGUUGUCAACCACGCUGCUGUUUGUGUGUGUGAUGACUCCACUGGAAUACACUGUUCUCGUAAAGAACCACCUGGAACACCCAAGGUACCAGAACCUUGUCACUCUGAUCGGGACUGUAUAGAGACUGAAGCCUGUUUUAUGGGAUUAUGUCAAAAUCCCUGUGAGUUCGACAACGUAUGUGGCAUAGGAGCCAAUUGCCAACCAGUAAAACAAAGGCCUAUGUGCUCGUGCCCCGCCGGGCACGAUGGAGACCCUGCUGUUAAGUGUUCACCUAAAAUAUUUGGUUGCACUCGAAAUGAAGACUGUCCCUUGACUGAAGCUUGUAUAAAUAAUGCAUGUCAACACCCAUGUGCCAUACACAAUCCGUGCGCACCUAAUGCGGUCUGUAUAAACACAAACCAUGGAUCAGACUGUAGCUGCUCUGAAGGAUUCCAAGGAAAUGGCUACGUCGGAUGUGUACCAGUAAUACCUUCAGGUUCAGUUUGUCAGUAUGAUGAGGAUUGUCCUCCAGAACUGCUUUGUGAUCGAUUAAACAGAGUUUGCAUUAAUCCUUGUGCUGUGAACAAAUGCGGAGAUAACGCAGAAUGCUUACCAUCAAAUCAUGGCAUUGAAUGCAAAUGUUCAGCUGGAUUUACUGGGAACCCAUUCUUAGAAUGUUUCCAAGUGCAAGGAUGUCGUUCUGAUAAUGAAUGCGCAAAUUCAGAAGCUUGUAUUAAUGGAAAAUGUGGAUCUCCGUGUCGAUGUGGUACUAACGCUGUUUGUGACGUCUUAAAUCAUCGCGCGUCGUGUAAAUGUCUGCCUGGUUACACUGGGAACCCCCAGCAUGGGUGUGAACCACCAUCUAAUCCAUGUAUUCCAAAUCCUUGUGGAACAAAUGCAAUGUGUGAAAUUGAUAAUGGCAAUCCAAUUUGCUUUUGUCCUAAGGGAUUAACAGGAAAUCCUUUCAAAAAUUGCAUUCCUGAAGGCAACGAAUGUGAACCAAAUCCAUGUGGACCAUUCUCUGGGUGCAGACUAAUUGACAACAAACCCGCUUGUUUCUGUCUACCGAAUUAUGAAGGUGAUCCCCCACGCCAACCAUGUCGGCUACCGAAUAAUCCAUGCAAUCCAUCACCUUGUGGACCUAAUACACAAUGUACAAUACAAUCAAACGGGUUUGCAAAAUGCACAUGUUCUCCAGGGUAUAUCGAAAGCCCUAAUACAAUCAGAGGCUGCGUGGAAUCUCGCAAUCCUUGUGAACCAAAUACAUGCGGUGUCGGUGCUCGAUGCGAUCCGAAUAGAUCGCCGCCUUGUUACUGUCCCGAAAACGCAAUUGGAAAUCCUUACAAGUCUUGCAACAGACAAGGUUACCUGCCACCCGAUGUGCUUUGCCAACCAGGUCCAUGUGGACCUAACGCAGAUUGCUAUGUAAGCGGCAAUAUGGAAAUGUGUUUCUGUAAGACUGGAUUCACGGGAGAUCCUCAUGUUGGCUGCCAACCUCAAAGAAGUCCUUGUACACCGAAUCCAUGCGGACCACAAGCUAUUUGCCAAGUGAAUUAUGAAGGACAAGCGUUGUGCUUGUGUCCCGAGGGUAGUUUAGGUGAUGCUUACGGUGUUGAUGGAUGUCACUCUCGAGAAUGUGAAGUAGAUGACGAAUGUAAAUUAAAUAGAGCUUGCAUAGGAUACGCCUGUCGAGACCCUUGUCCCGGGGCCUGUGGAAUGAAUGCAAAAUGUCGAGUUGAAUCGCACCGACCAGUUUGUAUUUGUGAAGAUGGAUUUGUUGGUAAUCCUCUGAUGAGUUGCUUACCACCAGGAGAUCAAAAAUCUAAUUCCAAAAAACCUUGUAACACUGCUCAAUGUGGUUUAAACGCUAUUUGUCAAGACGUCGGUGACAAAGCUUUAUGUUUCUGUCCUCCGGACUUCUUUGGAGACCCAAGCGUAGAAUGCAAACCUCAAUGUACAAUGAAUUCGGAUUGCUCAUCAAACGAAGCGUGUAUCAAUAAAAAGUGUACAGAUCCAUGUACAUUUAACAACGUGUGUGGAAUUGGCGCAGUGUGCUUGUGCACAGAACAUACGGUGUCUUGCCUGUGUCCAGAUGGAUAUAUUGGUGAUCCAUUGACUCAAUGUCUUUAUCGCCCAAUCAUUAUUGGGUCUGAUAAUACCACAAUUCCACCCUGUUCACCAAAUGACUGUGACCACAAUUCUCCAUGCGAUACCUAUGGAAAUCAAUUUGUAAUUUGUGAUGCUUGUGUUGGGCCGAAUGCUGCCAACAACCCGGCUUGCAGACCAGAAUGUAUGUUUAAUUCGGAUUGCGCCUUCAAUAAAGCCUGUUUGAGGAAUAAAUGUACAGACCCCUGCCCAGGUUCCUGCGGUGUCAACGCUUUAUGUUCAGUUUACUACCAUGACCCUAUUUGUCACUGUGCUGAAGGAUUCGAAGGAAAUCCAUAUGAACACUGUAAACUAAUAACAAAUCCUGUUUUAAUUGAAACUUGCGAUAAUGUACGGUGUGGUGCUAAUGCAGUAUGUGAAGACAGGAACGGUGCUCUCACCUGCAAAUGUUUGCCCAACUUUUAUGGAAACCCAUAUAUGUCAUGUCGUCCUGAAUGCGUCGUCAACAGCGACUGCUCACCAGAAUUGGCGUGUUUGAAUAAUAAAUGCGAAAGCCCUUGCAAGGAUAUAUGUGGAAUUGGAGCCUUAUGCAAAACCGUGAACCAUCACGCGGUUUGUUACUGUCCGACCGGAAACACAGGUGAUCCUUAUGUGCGAUGCCAAACUGCCGUUGUAGGACCACCCUCGUUGUCUACAUGUGAUCCGUCGCCCUGUGGAGCAUUCAGCCGUUGUCUUGUAUCGUCGUCUGGAUUUGCUGUAUGUUCAUGCUUACCAGGACAUAGAGGGAUAGCACCGAUGUGUCAACCAGAAUGUGUCAGUAAUUCAGACUGUUCUCAAACAGAGACUUGUGUAAAUCAACGGUGCUCUAACCCAUGCCAAGGUAGUUGUGGUGUGAAUGCAGAUUGUAUAGUAGUAAAUCAUAAUCCAAUAUGCAGCUGUAGCCCUGGACAAACUGGAGACCCGUUUGUGGCUUGCGCAGAUGCCAUAGAUCCAUUGCCUGUUGAUAAAAAUCCAUGUGUACCAUCACCAUGUGGCCCCAACUCUGUAUGUGAAAUUAAAUCUAAUCAUCCGGUAUGCUCCUGCCGCCCGAAUUAUUCAGGCACUCCGCCCUUCUGCAGACCAGAGUGUGUCAUAAAUCAGGAAUGUCCAUCUAACAAAGCCUGUAUCAAUGAAAAAUGUGCGGACCCAUGCCUAGGCGCAUGUGGGAACAAUGCGAAAUGUAAUGUCAUCAAUCAUACCCCACUCUGUAGCUGUCUCGAUGGAUAUAAAGGCGACGCAUUUGUAGGAUGUGUUACAGCCAAGGGUGACACACAGUCGCCAUGUAACCCAUCACCUUGUGGAGAUAAUACAAUAUGCACGGUGGUUAACGAUGUAGCUCGAUGCUCAUGCAUACCUCCCAAUAUUGGCAACCCGUAUGCAGGUGGCUGUAGGCCAGAAUGUACAAUAAACUCCGACUGUCCAAAUCAUCUUGCUUGCCUGUCAAAUCACUGCCGAGAUCCGUGCAAAGACUUAUGUGGCGUUAACGCAGAAUGUUCGGUCACUAAUCACAUUCCAGUCUGCACAUGUUUCAAUGGUUACGAAGGCGAGCCAUUCUCUUCAUGCCGUCGGAAAUCAACUCCACCAACGAAUUUCAAACCUUGCGAGCCAUCUCCCUGCGGAGCCAACAGUGAAUGUCAUGUGGUGAACGACCGCGCCGCUUGCUCCUGUCGUGCUGGCUACCUGGGAGCCCCACCUGCCUGCCGCCCUGAGUGUUCGGUCAGCUCGGAUUGCCCAACAAACAAAGCUUGCCUCGGUAACAAGUGCAAAGAUCCUUGUCAACAUAGCUGCGGCUUAGACGCACGCUGCCAUGUUGUAGGGCACAACCCUAUUUGCACUUGUCCAGAAAACUUACCAGAAGGAGAUCCAUUUAUCAGAUGCUACAGAGAAAGUAUUAUUCAUCCAGCACCAGAUCCAUGCUUGCCAUCUCCAUGUGGACCACAUUCUUCAUGCCGGAACGAAGCCGGUCGUGCAGUCUGUUCUUGCGAACCGGGAACCUUAGGAGCGCCGCCAUCUUGUCGUCCGCAAUGCGUCAUCAACCAGGACUGUCCCUUGGCACUUGCCUGUCUGGGUGGCAACUGUGUCAACCCGUGUGUUGGGUCUUGUGGCUUCAACGCGCGUUGCAUAGUACAAAAUCAUCAACCAGUUUGCUCCUGCGACGAAGGUUUUUCGGGUGAUCCAUUUGCUGGCUGUAACCCUAUAACAAUUUCGAAAGAUGUACUUCAUCAACCUUGCAAUCCAUCACCUUGUGGACCUAAUGCCAUUUGUCGUGAAAGGAAUGGUGCUGGUUCUUGUACAUGUGUAGAUGAAUUUUAUGGUGAUCCAUAUCGUGGAUGUCGUCCAGAAUGCGUGAUGAACACUGAUUGUCCCAGAGAUAGAUCUUGUUUCAAUAAUAAAUGCGUGGACCCGUGCUCUGGAGCCUGUGGACAGAAUACCGAAUGUAGAGUUGCCAACCAUGCACCCUCAUGUUACUGCUUGCCUGGAUAUAGAGGAAAUCCUCUUCAUGCAUGUACUCCUGUUUCAUCUAUACCAGAACCUUCGGAUCCGUGCAAUCCCUCACCUUGUGGGCCCUACAGUAAAUGUCGCGUAUUUAAUCGGCAUGCUGUUUGUACAUGCCUUGACCUAUGCGUUGGUUCUCCACCAAAUUGUAGGCCAGAAUGUAUUGUCAGUUCUGAUUGCCGACCAGACAAAGCAUGUAUUAAUCAAAAAUGCCAGGAUCCGUGUCCUGGUAUGUGCGGUAUUGACGCUCAGUGUCAAGUUGUGAAUCAUAAUCCAAUUUGUAGCUGUCAUAACGGAUAUACAGGCGAUCCCUUCGUUAGAUGUUUCUUUGAAGACAAACAAAUGGAACCAAUAAAUAAUUGUUUACCUAAUCCAUGUGGUCCACAUUCGCAAUGCAAGGACGUCAAUGGUCUAGCAGUAUGUUCAUGCUUUGAAAAUUAUGUUGGGCGUCCUCCUAACUGCAGACCAGAAUGUAUGAUUAACGUUGAAUGCCCGGGUAACUUGGCAUGCAUUUCUCAAAAAUGCAGUGACCCUUGCCCAGGAUCUUGCGGGUACCACGCGAGUUGCGCUGUUGUCAAACAUAUACCUGUGUGUACAUGUGACCAAGGUUAUACCGGCGACCCAUUUUCGGGAUGUUCCCCUAUACCAACCAUUGAACCUACAGUUGAAAGUCCGUGUUCACGAUCACCAUGUGGGGCGAACGCUAUUUGCAAAGAAAGAAAUGGAGUAGGAUCAUGCACUUGCCUUCCGGAUUACUACGGAGAUCCAUAUGUGGAAUGUCGUCCAGAAUGUGUAUUAAAUUCAGACUGUCCCAAAGAUAGGGCUUGCAUUAACAAUAAAUGUAAAGACCCUUGCCCUGGAGUGUGUGGAAUGAAUGCUGAAUGCCGCGUAAACAAUCAUGCUCCCGCUUGUGCGUGCCUGCCAGGCUAUGAAGGAAAUCCGUUUACAUCUUGUUAUUUACGCCAAAACGACAUCCCAAUUGAUCCGUGCCUACCAUCACCUUGUGGGCCGUACAGCAUAUGCCGUGUCACCAGUGGGCAUGCAAUAUGUUCAUGCCAAGAACAAUAUUUUGGUUCACCGCCUUUUUGUCGGCCUGAAUGUAUGGUCAGCAGUGAAUGUAUGCCUAAUAAAGCUUGCAUCAAUCAGAAAUGUGUCGAUCCAUGUAUCGGAGCGUGCGGAAAUAACGCAAAAUGCACUGUAGUUAAUCAUAAUGCACUAUGUAGUUGUCCUCCGAACUACGCCGGAGAUCCAUUCGUGCAUUGUACCUUUGAAAAAAGACCGGAACCGAAGCCUUCUGGAAAUCCAUGCAUACCGUCACCCUGUGGGCCAAAUUCACAAUGUAGGUUAAUAGGAGAAACCCCAGCUUGCUCUUGUCUAGCUGGUUAUAUAGGAAGAGCACCAAAUUGUCGCCCCGAAUGUAUAUACGAUGAAGAAUGUCCAAGCAACCUAGCUUGUAUUCGUGAAAAAUGCGUAAAUCCAUGCGAAGGGUCCUGUGGUUCAAACGCAGAAUGUGUUGUCAUUAAUCAUAAAGCAAUUUGUCAUUGUCGCGAAAGCUAUACGGGAGACCCAUUUAGUGGUUGCUAUUUUAUUGUAACAAUACCAAGUGAAGACGAGACAAACCCAUGUAACCCGUCACCUUGCGGUCCAAAUGCAGUGUGUACUGAAAGGAAUUCAGUGGGGGCCUGUACAUGUACGCCAGAAUAUUUUGGAGAUCCAUAUUUGGGUUGUAGACCUGAAUGUGUCACAAAUAAUGAUUGCCCAUACGAUAAAGCUUGUUCUAACAAUAAAUGUGUAGACAUAUGUCAGGGUGCGUGCGGGAUAAAUGCCCAGUGUACCGUGGCACAUCAUACACCAGUUUGUCUCUGUAUUGAUGGUUAUGACGGUAAUCCAGUCGUAUCUUGUCAUCCUCAAAGAAAGCCUCCAAUUGCAGAUUUCAAUCCAUGCAUACCGUCACCUUGUGGGCCUUACAGCAAUUGUAAGGUAGUAGAUGAUCAUGGAGUAUGUUCAUGUCGGGAAGGGUAUGUGGGCUCACCGCCUACUUGUAGACCAGAGUGCAUUAUAAGCACGGAUUGUCCUCAACACCAAGCAUGUAUAAAACAAAAAUGUAGAGACCCGUGCCCGGGAACGUGUGGUCUCAAUGCAAGAUGUCAAGUAAUAAAUCAUAAUCCGAUCUGUACAUGUAGAGCCGGAUUUACUGGGGAUCCAUUCGUUACUUGUCGUUUGGAGCAAAAAACUAUCUUAGACGCGCCUAAAGGAAAUCCAUGUGUUCCUUCACCAUGCGGUCCAUACUCUCAAUGUAAAGUAGUGAGCGAAGCGCCUGCAUGUUCAUGCUUGCCGAACUAUAUUGGUGUUGCACCAAAUUGUAGACCUGAAUGUUCUAUCAACGCUGAGUGUCCUGGUAAUCUUGCAUGCCAAAAUGAAAAGUGUGUGGAUCCGUGUCCUGGCUCUUGUGGUUUUAACGCGGAAUGUUCUGUAGCGAAUCAUGUAGCACUUUGUAGCUGUUUAUUGGGAUAUACAGGUGACCCUUUCAGCGGUUGUUCACCUUUUGAACAACACCCAGAGCCGCCACCCAAUCCAUGCAGUCCAUCCCCUUGUGGCGCCAAUGCAUUAUGCAAAGAACGAAACGGCGUUGGCUCGUGCUCGUGUCUGCCAGAAUACUUUGGUGAUCCCUACACAGGGUGUCGCCCAGAGUGCGUAUCUAAUUCUGAUUGUGAUCGUAACAAAGCCUGUUCAAAUAAUAGGUGUAAAGAUCCUUGCCCGGGAGCUUGUGGUAUUAAUGCGGAAUGCCGAACUGUAAAUCAUUCUCCGACAUGUACUUGCCUGACAGGUUACAAUGGUAACCCACUUGUCAGAUGUGAAAUAGAAAUUGUUACAGAAAGUUCUAAGAUUCCUUUGGACCCUUGUCAACCGUCACCAUGUGGUCCUAACAGCUUAUGUCGUGUGAUAAAUGGACACAGUGUUUGUACAUGUGAAAGUGACUACAUUGGCACUCCACCUUCCUGCCGCCCUGAGUGUAUCGUCAGUUCUGAAUGUCCGCAAGAUAAAGCAUGCAUUAAAAAGAAAUGCAAAGAUCCAUGCCAAGAUUCUUGCGGCGUUAACGCUCGGUGCCAAGUUAUUACACAUAAUCCUAUUUGUACAUGCAGUCCUGGAUACACAGGAGAUCCGUUUACACAGUGCAAAUUAAUAGAGCGUGAUGUGCCCCCCUCAACCAAUCCAUGCGUGCCUUCCCCUUGCGGGCCUAAUUCCGAAUGUCGUGUUAUUGGAGAUCAGGCUGCUUGUUCCUGUUUAACAAAUUACAUUGGCAGAGUGCCAAACUGUAGACCAGAAUGUACUAUAGAUCCUGAAUGUCCUAGUAACACAGCUUGUAUUAAUGAGCGUUGUAAAGACCCGUGUCAAGGAGCAUGUGGAGUUAAUGCUCUUUGUUUGACUAUUAAUCACAAACCAGUGUGCUCUUGUCAACAAGGCUUUACUGGUGACGCUACGAGAAAUUGUAUUCAAAUUGUAAUAUCAUCAACCGAAAUGACUCCAACCUCAAGUCCCUGUACGCCAUCGCCUUGUGGACCUAACGCUGAAUGCCGAGAAUACAAUGGUGCAGGGGCUUGUGUCUGCUCCGAGGGUUACGAAGGUGAUCCAUACAGUACGAACGGAUGUCGCAGAGAAUGUGAGAGUAACGACGAUUGCACACCAAACUUGGCAUGCACACGAUUCAAGUGUAUAGACCCCUGCCCAAGAACUUGUGGCCAGUUAGCGCAAUGUACCGUUGAAAACCAUAUUCCUGUUUGUACAUGUCCGAGAGGAUAUACUGGUGAUCCUUUCUUCCAGUGUAAAGAAAUAACCGUAUCACCUACUCCUCCGCAAAAUCCAUGUGAACCUACACCUUGUGGUCCAAACAGUCAGUGCAGACAAGUGAACAUGCAAGCAGUAUGUUCGUGUCUGCCGAAUUACAUUGGAUCACCGCCGUCAUGUCGACCUCAGUGUAUUGUAAAUAGCGAAUGUGACACAUCUAAGGCUUGCAUCAAUCAGAAAUGUGAUGAUCCUUGCCCACAUUCCUGCGGUUUAAGAGCACACUGUAUAGUGAAGAACCAUAGUCCUAUUUGCACUUGCCCAUUAGGCAUGACUGGUGAUCCUUUCACACAAUGUUAUGGAAUUCCAUCCACCACAACUGAAAGGCCUCCAUCUUGUACUCCUUCGCCGUGUGGUCCUAAUUCACGUUGUCAGUUAUUAGCAAGUGGACCAGCUUGCUCAUGUUUACCUGGCUAUGUGGGCUCCCCGCCUUCUUGUCGGCCAGAAUGUACCAUUAAUGCCGAAUGUCCGGCAUCACUUGCCUGUGUUCGUCAAAAGUGUGAAGAUCCGUGUCCAGGAUCGUGCGGAGUGGAUGCAUCAUGUCAUGUUUUAAACCAUGUAGCAGUUUGUGUAUGCAAUGAAGGAUAUACUGGCGAUCCUUUUGCAAGAUGUUUGCCUAUCCUUGAAGAUUCUACGACACCUGCGCCUUUGGAUCCCUGCAAUCCAUCCCCAUGUGGUGCAAAUGCUGUAUGCGAUAACGGAUUCUGCACUUGUUUAGCUGACUACAGUGGUAAUCCUUAUGAAAGUUGCAGACCGGAAUGCACGGGAAGUCAAGAAUGUCCGAGGGAUAAGGCAUGUUUCAGAAACAAAUGCCGUGAUCCAUGUCCGGGCACAUGUGGACAGAAUGCUAAAUGUGACGUUAUAAAUCAUAUUCCCACAUGCUCCUGUAUGACAGAAUACACCGGGAACCCAUUCACACAUUGCCGCCGAAUGGAACAAGAAAAACCAAGGCCAAGAGAUCCUUGUCAUCCAUCGCCAUGUGGACCUAACAGUAUUUGUAAAAACGUCGAUAACGCUGCUAUAUGUGCUUGUCUCGAAGGGUUCCAAGGCUCGCCACCAGCCUGUCGACCGGAAUGCGUUGUUAGUUCCGAAUGUCCUUCUACCAAAGCUUGCGUUAAUCAAAAGUGCAUCAAUCCGUGUAUUAAUGCGUGUGGAAUAUCUGCGCGCUGUGAAGUUAUAAAUCACAGCCCAAUUUGUAGCUGCAAUUCGGGACAAACAGGAGAUCCAUUCAAAAGCUGUUAUGAUAUUGUAGAUCCAAAAGUAGAACCAGUGGAUGCAUGUAAUCCAACUCCGUGUGGUCCUAAUUCACAAUGUAUGGAAAGAAAUGGAAAGGCAAAUUGCAGAUGUAUCGAAAACUACAUUGGACAGCCGCCAAAUUGCAGACCAGAGUGUGUUAUUAAUCCUGAUUGCCCUUCCAAUCAAGCAUGUAUAAAGAAUAAAUGCAUUGAUCCAUGCCCUGGAUCUUGCGGAGUAAAUGCUGACUGCAUCGUAGUGAGCCACACGGUUUCAUGUAGCUGCCGAGAAAGGUUUACAGGCAAUCCAUUCAUGCAAUGUGUUCCUGAAGAGGAAAAUACUGUUCAACCCUGUGAUCCAUCGCCAUGUGGAGCAAAUGCAGUUUGUAGCCAACGAGACGGUGCUGGAUCAUGUUCAUGCCUGGAAGGAUAUCAAGGAAAUCCCUAUGAUGGUUGCCGUCCAGAAUGUGUCCUGAGCUCCGACUGCCCUGCUGAUAAAUCAUGCAUAAGAAAUAAAUGCGUAGACCCCUGUCCAGGCAUUUGUGGUAGAAAUGCAGAAUGUAACGUUAUUAACCACGUUCCAAGUUGCGCAUGCAUCAAAGGAUAUACUGGAAAUCCAUUUGACCAAUGCAUAAAAGAACAACCUAUAGAAAUUAUUAAACCAUGUCAGCCGUCUCCUUGUGGUCCCAAUAGUAUUUGUAGGGAAAAUGGUGGACUUGCUUCUUGCGAAUGCCUUCCAGACUAUCGAGGUGCACCUCCUGAUUGUAGACCAGAAUGUACUGAUAGCAGCGAGUGCCCAUCAGAUCGUGCUUGCCAUCGAUUAAAAUGUGCUGACCCUUGCAGAGGAACAUGUGGCAUAGGAUCUCAUUGUCAAGUUAUUAAUCACAGUCCUUUAUGUAGUUGUCCAGCGGGUAUGACUGGAGACCCAUUUAUAAAGUGCAUUGAAAUAGCGAAGGUUGACAACGAAGUAGAUCAGCCAAUUCAUCCAUGUCAACCAAAUCCUUGUGGAGCAUACAGUGAAUGUCGCCCGAUUAACAACAGUCCAUCGUGCUCAUGCAUUCAAGGAUAUCUAGGUGCUCCACCAAACUGCCAUCCAGAGUGCCUUGUCAAUACAGAUUGUCAGUCGCACCAAGCAUGUAUUGCUGAGAGAUGUAGAAAUCCAUGUGAAGGUUCCUGUGGUUUCAGAGCUGAAUGUCGCGUACACGAUCAUAUACCUAUUUGUAGUUGCCCUACCGGUUACUCUGGUGAUCCAUUUAUCCAAUGUGUUGAAGUGAUAGACAUACCAACGACUUCACCCGAUCCUUGCAAUCCGUCUCCAUGCGGUAGUAAUGCAAUUUGUAAUGGCGGCGCCUGCUCAUGCGCACCUGGAUAUUUCGGAGAUGCUUAUACUGGUUGUCGACUCGAAUGUAGUACCAACGGUGAAUGUUCUCCAACUCGUACGUGUCAAAGAGGCAAAUGUGUUGAUCCAUGCCCAGGUGCUUGCGGAACGAAUGCAAUUUGUUCAGUCAAUAACCAUAUACCUUCCUGCACCUGCCCUCCUGCUACCUCAGGAGAUCCAUUCACCCUUUGUUCAGAUAUACAAAAAGAUAUUACCAUACAAGUAUCACCAUGUUCUCCCUCUCCGUGUGGCCCGUAUAGUGAAUGUACAGUGAGUAAAAAUGGUGCUGCGGCUUGUUCUUGCAAGGCAGGACACGUUGGAUCGCCUCCUUCUUGUCGGCCGGAGUGCCUCGUGAGCGCUGAAUGCAAAUUACAACUAGCCUGUAUUGAUCGUCGCUGCCGCGAUCCUUGUGAAGGAGCUUGCGGUCGCGGAGCUCGUUGCCAAGUCAUUGCGCACUCACCAAUUUGUACAUGUAAUGAAGAAUAUACUGGAGAUCCUUUCUCCUAUUGUUAUCCAAAACCAGCCCCACCACCAGAACCAAUUAACCCAUGUGAGUCAUCGCCAUGCGGUCCGAAUUCAAUUUGUCUGAACUCUGGAGACACACCUGCGUGUAGUUGUCAGCCUGGUUUUAUAGGAGCUCCACCAAACUGUCGCCCAGAAUGCACCAUAAGCGCAGAAUGUCCAGCAGCUUUAGCUUGUGUAGCGCAGAAAUGUAAGGAUCCGUGCGAACAAGCCUGUGGCCCACGAGCAAUUUGUUCUGUGGUCGAUCAUCGUGCGAUCUGCGCCUGUGAACCAGGCCUUGAGGGUGAUCCCUUCCAGGGCUGUUCACAGUCAAAAGCUCCACCAAAGGUCGAAUAUCUAAAUCCAUGUGAACCAUCCCCUUGUGGUGCAAAUGCCGAAUGUAAAGUACAAGGAAAUGCUGGAUCGUGCUCGUGUUUGCCUGAUUAUUUUGGUGACCCUUACCAAGGUUGUAGGCCUGAGUGUUUAGCUGAUUCAGACUGUCCCUUGGUUUUGGCAUGCAGCAGAAAUAAAUGUGUAGAUCCAUGUCCGGGAAUAUGUGGGUAUAACGCAGACUGUUAUGUCACAAACCAUAAACCGAUAUGUAACUGCAAGCCUGGAUACACUGGGACUCCAUUAUCAAUUUGUCACCCCAUAAGAGAAAACGACAUUUCAGUUGUAAACGUUUGUAACCCGUCGCCCUGUGGAAUAAACGCUAUUUGUAAAGAAGUAAAUAAUCAGCCUGUUUGUUCAUGCCUACCAAAUUAUUUGGGUACACCACCAAACUGUAAGCCAGAGUGUAUGAUGAACUCUGAGUGCAAGUCUAACCGGGCCUGCGUUAAUCAGCGAUGCAUAAAUCCUUGUCCUAAGCCGUGUGGACAAAAUACUGAAUGCAAAGUAAUUAAUCACAGUCCUGUGUGUACUUGUCGUUCGGGUUACUCUGGAAAUGCAUUCACAAUGUGUAGUAUAAUCAUGCAAACGUCACCUAGCGUAGCUGCACCCUUAGAUCCCUGUGUUCCGUCUCCAUGUGGUUCAUACGCUGAAUGUCGAGAUAAUAACGGAAUAGCUUCAUGUUCCUGCUUACCUUCCUAUGUGGGCUCUCCUCCAUACUGUAAACCUGAGUGCGUCGUUCAUUCCGACUGUCCAAGUGACCGAGCUUGUGAAGCUGAAAAAUGCCGAAACCCUUGCGAAGGUUCCUGCGGUCUAUAUGCAACAUGUUUUGUUAAUAACCAUGUUCCGGUAUGCCUUUGCCCAGAUGGUUUCACUGGAGAUCCAUUUAGGCAAUGCACUCCAAAGCCCGUCGAAGAUGAACCUGUGGCUAUUCCUAGUGAUCCUUGCCAUCCUAAUCCUUGUGGACCGAAUACUGUCUGCAAUAAUGGUGCAUGUUCAUGUGUGGCUGGCUAUCACGGUGAUCCUAAUCUUGGCUGCCGACCAGAAUGCGUUUAUAAUACAGAUUGCCCUCUUGAUAAAGGUUGUUUACGAAACAAAUGUGUCAAUCCUUGUAUUGGAACCUGCGGAAUUAAUGCAUUAUGUGACGUUAUGAACCACGUGCCAAUGUGCUCAUGUCCCAAAGGCAUGAGUGGCAAUGCUUUUGUGGAGUGUAGACCAUCAGCAGUUUCAAUCACCAACCCAUGCAAUCCGUCACCUUGCGGGCCCAACAGUCGUUGUCAGCAAUCAAAUGGACAAGCAGUAUGUUCCUGCGUACCCGGGUAUCGAGGAAGUCCACCAACAUGUCGGCCAGAAUGCGUUGUUAGUCUCGAAUGCCCUCUAAAAGAAGCUUGUAACAACCAAAAAUGCAUAAACCCUUGUAUUGGAGCAUGCGGAACGGCUGCAGUUUGUGAUGUUAUCAAUCACAAUCCAAUUUGUACAUGCCCACCAUCGUUUACCGGGGAUCCUUUUGUAAGGUGUACAGUUAUAGUUGCAGUAGAAGUACAGGUAAAUCCAUGUGAACCAUCACCUUGUGGACCCCAUGCAGUUUGCAGAAUAAGUGGAGAAAGCCCCAUUUGUGCUUGUUUACCGAGCUAUAAGGGAACACCUCCAAACUGUAGACCCGAAUGCAUUAGCAAUAGUGAAUGUGAUUAUAAUUUGGCUUGUAUUAAUCAAAAAUGUACAGACCCAUGUAUAGGCGCAUGCGGUUCUAAUUCUGAAUGCAGAGUCGUAAGUCACGCUCCAAUGUGUUUAUGUCAAUCUGGUUACACGGGCGAUCCAUUUACAUACUGUAGUCCUAUACCUAUCAUGGAUCAGAAAGAAAAUUUAACACCCUGUAAUCCUAACCCGUGCGGCUCUAAUGCCAUAUGCAAAGAACAAAGAGGUGUUGGAUCAUGUCAAUGUCAAGAUGGCUAUUCAGGCAAUCCUUAUGAAGGUUGUCGACCAGAAUGUGUAGUGAAUUCUGACUGUCCCCUUAACAGAGCUUGUUCUAGAAUGAAGUGUAUAGAUCCCUGUCCAGGAACCUGUGGCCCAAAUGCCUUAUGUCAAGUACAUAACCAUAUCCCGACAUGUAUCUGCCAACAAGGAUACACAGGAAAUCCAUUCAGCCAUUGCAAUAUCAUGCAAGAGUCAGUAGUAGUCGAAACUAAUCCAUGCAGUCCCUCUCCGUGUGGAGCAAACAGUCAAUGCAGGGAAGUUAAGGGACAGGCGGCAUGCUCUUGUCUACCGGAUUUCAUGGGUGCACCUCCAAACUGCCGUCCUGAAUGUGUAGUGAGCUCUGAAUGUCAAUCCCAUUUGGCUUGUGUAAAUCAGAAAUGCGUCAAUCCGUGCCAAAAUACAUGCGGAGAAAAUGCUAAUUGUAAUGUGAUCAAUCACAGCCCUAUAUGUGUGUGUAAACAAGGUCUUACUGGAAAUCCAUUUACAAAAUGUUAUCCAAUAAAAAUAUCACAGCCACCUUCGGACGUACCUCAAGAUCCAUGUUUAUCAGCACCAUGUGGUUUAUAUGCGGAGUGCCGAAACAUUGGCAAUGCUCCCUCAUGUGCUUGUUUCCCUGGCUAUAUCGGUAGUCCACCAAACUGCAGACCUGAGUGCACAAUAAAUUCUGAAUGCCCCAGCAUUCAGGCUUGUAUUAACGAAAAGUGUCGGGAUCCCUGUCCUGGAGCAUGUGGUGUAAAUGCUCAAUGUACCGUGUUUAAUCACGUUGCUCAAUGUAGUUGUGCUGAACGCUACUCUGGAGAUCCGUUUACUCAUUGCCUUCCAAUGCCUGACGAUGAUGAAACUCCUUUGGAGCAGGAUUUAUGCAAUCCAUCACCUUGUGGUGCGAAUGCUUUAUGUAACGAUGGAAUAUGUACAUGUCUACCUGAAUAUCAAGGUGACCCAUAUUACGGCUGUCGACCAGAGUGCCUAAUGAGUACGGACUGCCCUCAAAAUAAAGCUUGUGCAAGAAACAAAUGCAUAGACCCUUGUAUAAAUACUUGUGGCAAGGAUGCUUUAUGCAAUGUAUUCAACCACGUGCCCAUGUGUACUUGUCCCAAAGGAUUUUCCGGAAAUGCCUUCCUUGAAUGUCGACCGGUACGGGUAGUCGAGAACAUAAAGCCUUGUAAUCCAUCGCCAUGUGGUCCUAACAGCCAAUGUCGUGAAGUGAACGGACAGGCCAUAUGCUCAUGUUUAUCUGGAUAUAUGGGCGCACCACCUUCAUGCAGGCCAGAGUGUACGUCGAGUGCAGAAUGCGCGCUAAACCGAGCUUGUUCUAAUCAACGAUGCAUAGAUCCUUGUAAAGGAAAUUGUGGGUCAGGGGCUCAAUGCCAAGUUAUAAAUCAUAAUCCUAUAUGCUCAUGCCCUACAGGAUACACAGGGGAUCCAUUUACUAGAUGUAUCUUCGAAGAUAUUCCACAACAGCCUUAUGUAAAUCCAUGUGAACCUUCACCUUGUGGUCCGAACUCAGUAUGCAGAGAAGUAGGUGGAUCACCAUCGUGUGCAUGUCAAGGCGAUUUUAUUGGAAAUCCACCUAACUGCCGCCCAGAAUGUAUUGCUAACUCUGAAUGUCCAAAUAAUAUGGCUUGUAUUAAUAAGAAAUGUCAAGAUCCUUGUCCCGGCUCUUGCGGCUUGGCAGCCGAGUGUCGGGUAGUCAGCCACUCUCCUCAAUGCUUAUGCGCCCCAGGAUAUACUGGAGACGCAUUCAUAGGGUGUCAAAUAAUGGAUGUUCCUCUUGCACCUUGUUCACCAUCACCCUGCGGUUCAAACGCUAUUUGCAAAGAGCAAGGCAACGCUGGCGCAUGUGUGUGUCUACCAGAUUAUAUCGGAAAUCCUUAUGAAGGAUGCCGCCCCGAGUGCGUUGUAAAUUCAGAUUGUUCUACAAAUUUGGCAUGUGUACAGAAUAAGUGUAAAAAUCCAUGCAAUAACAUAUGUGGUCAAAAUGCCGUAUGUAAUGUCGUGAAUCAUACUCCAACGUGUGUUUGCCUGCCUGGCCUGACAGGAAGUCCAUACCAACGCUGUUUCGAAGAAACAUUACAAAUUUCAGUUGUGCCCAAAGAUCCAUGUACACCAUCACCAUGUGGACCAAACAGCAUUUGCAAAAUAUCCAAUAGUCAAGCUGUGUGCACCUGCCAGACUGAAUAUAUGGGGACACCGCCUGCUUGUAGACCUGAAUGUGUUGUAAGCUCAGAUUGUAAUCAACAACAAGCUUGCAUUCAACAAAAGUGCAAAAAUCCUUGCGAAGGCGUUUGCGGUGUAAAUACUGAAUGCAAGGUCAUUAAUCACAGUCCAAUAUGCUCGUGUCGCACUCUGUAUACUGGUGAUCCUUUUAGCAGAUGUUACAGAGCACCAGUUAUGGAUGUCGUUCCUAUUGCUACAAAUCCCUGCCUGCCAUCACCAUGUGGACCAUUCUCUCAGUGUCGAGAUAUAGGAGGAUCACCAUCAUGCUCCUGUUUACCCCAAUAUAUGGGCAGUCCACCAAAUUGUCGUCCGGAAUGCACUAUUAAUACGGAUUGUUCUAAUGAGCUAGCUUGCAUUAAUGAGAGAUGUGUCGACCCCUGCCCUGGUUCAUGCGGAGUAAACGCUAAUUGUAGAGUACAGAGCCAUGUAUCUAUUUGCACUUGCUUCGAUGGGUAUAGUGGUGAUCCUUUCCAAAGUUGUUCAUUAAAACCAAAUACAGAACCAGUCGUUACAGAUUUAUGUAGCCCCUCUCCUUGCGGACCAAACGCUCUUUGUUCCGAUGGAGUAUGCACUUGCAUACCGGAAUAUCACGGUGAUCCAUACUUUGAAUGCAGGCCUGAAUGCACCAUAAGUUCUGAAUGUCCACAGGAUAAGGCUUGUGUUAGAAAUCGAUGUGUAAACCCAUGUAUUAAUACAUGUGGCACUAACGCAAACUGUGAAGUAGUAAAUCAUAUGGCAGUUUGCACAUGUCCUGCUAGAACUACUGGCAAUGCAUUUAUUCAGUGCAGCCCUGUCAGAGAAAUGAUUUCUUCCAAUCCUUGUCAACCUAGUCCAUGUGGUCCUCAUAGUCAAUGUAGAGAGUUUAAUGAACAAGCAGUCUGCUCUUGUUUGCUUGGGUUCCGAGGAGCACCACCUUCGUGCCGUCCUGAAUGUGUUGCAAGUUCUGAUUGUCCUCUUGAUAAAGCCUGCAGCAACCAAAAAUGUAUAAAUCCUUGUCAAGGAACAUGUGGUGUAGGAUCCAAAUGUCAAGUAGUCAACCACAACCCUAUUUGUUCGUGCCCAUCAGGGAUGACUGGGGAUCCGUUCACAAGAUGUACUGUUAUUCCUGUUGCCUCACCGCCCGAACCAGUGAAUCCAUGUGUACCAUCACCCUGUGGGUCUAAUUCUAUUUGUCAUCUUACCGGUGAUCAGAUUCCUUCGUGCCAAUGCUUGCCGGAAUUUAUUGGUGACCCACCAAAUUGUCGCCCAGAAUGUGUCGCAAACAGUGAAUGCGCUCCGCAAAUGGCUUGCAUUAAUAAAAAGUGCCAAAACCCUUGCAUACAAGCAUGUGGUAUAAACGCUGAGUGCAAAGUGAUUAGUCAUACGGCUAUUUGUAUUUGUGCUGAAGGCUACACAGGUGACGCGGCGGUGCAGUGUACCCCAACAGCUGUGGCACAGUUUGAACCGAUAUCGCCCUGCACACCAUCACCUUGUGGCUCGAACGCAGAAUGUAGGGAACACGCCGGAGCUGGCGCAUGCGUUUGUGUUACUGGAUACUUUGGCAAUCCAUAUGAAGCGUGUCAUCCGGAAUGCAUGGUAAACUCUGAUUGUCCUAGUAACAAAGCAUGUACAAGAAAUAAGUGUAUAGACCCGUGUCCAGGCACAUGCGCUGUUAAUGCCGAUUGUCAAGUAGUCAAUCAUUCGCCACUAUGUACAUGUCGACAAGGAUAUGUUGGUGACCCUUUCACACAAUGUAUCUACAAAUUAUAUGAAGAGGAACCUGCCACCCCAUGCCAACCAUCUCCUUGUGGUCCAAAUAGCCAAUGUAGAGUAUCAAAUGGCCAAAGUACGUGCUCAUGUUUGCCAGAAUAUCGUGGCUCGCCGCCGAACUGUAGACCAGAAUGUGUCGUGAGUGCUGAAUGCCCCGCAGAUAAAAUCUGUCAAAGUCAAAAAUGUAUCUCUCCAUGCCCAGGACCGUGUGGACGUAACACAGAUUGUAGAGUGAUCAAUCAUAGCCCCAUAUGCACUUGUAAAAAUAGAUACACUGGUGAUCCUUUCUCCAGUUGUUACGUAGUGACAAUUCAAGAACAACCCCCAGAACCUGAAAGAGAUCCGUGUGUACCAUCACCGUGUGGCUCUAAUUCACAAUGUCAGAACUUGCGUGGUAUACCAUCGUGCUCAUGUUUACCCAACUUUGAAGGAAGUCCUCCAAAUUGUAGACCAGAAUGUAGUAUCAAUGAAGAUUGUGCGAGCAAUCUAGCUUGUAUAAAUCAAAAAUGUAAAGACCCAUGUCCAGGUUCUUGUGGAAUUAAUGCAAACUGUCAAGUCAUAAAACAUGUUUCGAUAUGUUCUUGUGCUGAAGGUUUUACUGGUAAUGCCUUUACUCGGUGUGACGUCAUUCCACCUAAAGACAACGAGGAUCCAUGCAAUCCAUCUCCUUGUGGAAGCAAUGCAGAAUGUAACAACGGUCAAUGUAGCUGUAUACCCGAGUUUAUUGGAGAUCCGUACGUUGGAUGUCGACCAGAAUGUGUGCAGAGUUCAGAAUGUGAUCGCAACAAAGCUUGCAUACAAAACAAAUGCCAGGAUCCUUGUCCUGGCACUUGCGCUACAACUGCUGUAUGUAGUGUUGUUAACCACAUACCGAUGUGUAGCUGUCCUGAACGAAUGACAGGCAACGCAUUCGUUGAAUGUAGACUUAUGUUAGAGCCUGUCGUCUCCAACCCGUGCCAGCCAUCUCCGUGUGGUCCAAACAGUCAAUGCAGAGAAGUUAACGGCCAAGCAGCUUGUUCCUGUGCUCCUAAUAACAUCGGAGCUCCACCUGCGUGUAGGCCUGAAUGCACUAUAAGUGCUGAAUGUCCACUGAAUCAGGCUUGUAGCAACCAACGUUGUGUAGAUCCUUGUGUUGGUUCUUGUGGUGUAAACGCAGAGUGUAAAGUAGUAAAUCACAAUCCAAUUUGCACAUGUCCUGUAUCGUAUUCCGGGGAACCAUUCUCGCGAUGCUUUAGACUACCGGAUCGUCUGCCGGAACGAGUAAAUCCUUGUCAACCUUCACCUUGUGGGCCUAACUCGCUUUGUAGGGAAGUAAAUGAAGCCCCAUCUUGUACUUGCUUGGAAGGAUAUCAUGGGCAAGCUCCGUACUGCAGGCCUGAGUGCACUAGUAAUGAAGAGUGUUCGACACAUCUAUCAUGUGUUAACAACAAAUGCAAAAAUCCAUGUGAAGGAGCCUGCGCUAGUAACGCAGAAUGUAAGGUCGUCAGUCAUUCACCUGUUUGCCUUUGUCCAUAUGGGUUUACUGGAGACCCGUUCUUCAAUUGCCAUAAAGAACCCUUGCAAGUUGAACAAAUUACUACCCCUUGUUCACCAUCACCCUGUGGAGCUAAUGCUAUAUGCCAAGAACGAAAUAACGCUGGCUCUUGUACUUGUUCCGAGGGAUAUAUAGGAAACCCGUAUGAAGGCUGUCGACCAGAAUGUGUUGUGAGCACUGAUUGUCCUUCAAAUAAAGCUUGUAUAAGAAACAAAUGCGUCGAUCCUUGUCCGGGUACCUGCGGUACAAAUGCUGAAUGUCAAGUUGUGAACCAUAACCCUCUCUGCACUUGCAUCAACGGAUAUACCGGAGAUCCAUUCAGAUAUUGCGUAUACCAAGCUCCGGCGCCAGUACCCACACCGGUUGAUGUAUGUUACCCGUCACCUUGUGGACCAAACAGCCAAUGUAAAGGGGUUAACAAUCAAGCAAUAUGUUCAUGUUUGCCUGAGUACAUGGGCUCUCCACCAAACUGUCGGCCCGAAUGUGUUGUAAGCUCAGAAUGCUCGCAAGACAAAGCCUGUAUCAAACAAAAAUGUGUUAACCCGUGUCCCGGUCCUUGCGGAACUAAUACUAAUUGCAAAGUUAUAAACCACAGCCCGAUAUGCUCGUGCAAGUCGACUUUCACAGGAGAUCCCUUUACUCUAUGCUCGCCUAUAAAGUACGAGCCCGUACAUGACGUCAGAAAUCCUUGUGCACCAUCUCCGUGUGGGCCUAACUCUGAGUGCAGAGACAUCGGCAAUGGGCCAUCAUGCUCAUGCCUUCCUUCUUUCAUCGGUUCUCCUCCGAACUGCCGACCAGAGUGCACGAUACACGCGGAUUGCCCAAGUGCGGUCGCAUGCAUCAAUUCCAAGUGUCAAGACCCAUGCCCAGGUUCAUGUGGCGUCUCGGCGGUAUGUAGCGUACUAAACCAUAUACCGAUCUGCACAUGCAUCGAAGGUUAUGUUGGUGAUCCAUUUACUAGCUGCAAGCCGAAACCACUGGAAGUUGAGACAACAGUUGUGGAUGCGUGUACAAAUAUAAGAUGUGGUUCCAAUGCAGAAUGUAUAAAUGGCCAGUGUCAAUGUUUACCGGAAUAUCAUGGAGAUCCAUACUUUAAUUGUAGACCAGAAUGUGUCUUUAGUUCCGAUUGCGAUCAAACUAAAGCAUGCGUGCAAAGAAAAUGUGUGGAUCCAUGCAUUGGCGCCUGUGGACAAAAUGCCAUAUGCCAAGUCGUUAAUCAUAUACCAAUGUGCAGUUGCAAUAAUGGUUUUACUGGAAACGCCUUCGUUCUAUGCAAUCCUAUCAGAGAUACACCCACUCAAAGCCCGUGUAGUACUGCAGUCUGUGGACCCAAUAGUCAAUGUCGUGAAAUUAACAACCAGGCUGUGUGUUCGUGUCUGCCUACAUAUUUAGGAAUUCCACCGGCUUGCCGUCCGGAAUGUGUAGUUAAUGCAGAGUGUCCGCAAAACCAAGCUUGUAUGAAACAGAAGUGUGUGAACCCUUGUAUUGGAACGUGUGGCUUGAGGGCCACGUGCGAAGUGGUCAAUCACAAUCCAAUUUGUGCUUGUCCUGCAGCUCAUUCCGGUGAUCCAUUCGUGGAAUGUACUUUUGUCUCAAAUGCUCCACCUUUGGAAAUAAAUCCAUGCCAGCCAUCUCCAUGUGGACCAAACUCUAUUUGUAGAGAAAUAAACGGAAGCCCAUCUUGCACUUGCUUGCCCGAAUUUAAAGGCCAACCACCUUACUGUAAACCAGAGUGUAUAAGUAAUAGUGAGUGUUCGCCGCAAUUGGCUUGUGUAAAUCAAAAGUGUCGAGAUCCAUGCCUUCAAGCUUGCGGAACAAAUGCUGAAUGCCGAGUGGUUAGUCAUUCUGCUAUGUGCGUAUGUCCACAAGGCUAUUUCGGAGAUCCAUUCUCACAAUGCACAAUUCGUAGUGUGAACGAAUUAUUAACUCCAUGCUCUCCAUCACCGUGUGGUCCGAACGCAGUUUGUAGAGAACAAAACAAGGCUGGAUCGUGUGUCUGUAACGAAGGAUACUUUGGAAAUCCGUACGAAGGCUGUCGCCCGGAAUGUGUAAGCAACUCAGACUGUCCUGGAAACCGAGCAUGUAUUAGAAACAAAUGCGAAGACCCUUGCCCUGGGACGUGUGGCAUUAAUGCCGAAUGUACCACAUUACAUCACGCUCCAACUUGCACAUGCUUAGGAGGUUAUACAGGGGAUGCUUUCCGCCGUUGCAACCCUAUUCCACAAAAUGAUGCAGCAAUAGUGAAUAUAUGUAGUCCAAACCCUUGCGGGCCAAAUAGCCAAUGUCGUGAAAUAAAUGGUCAAGCCACUUGCAGCUGUUUACCUAAUUACCUUGGAGAGCCUCCAGCUUGUAAACUAGAGUGCGUUAUGAAUGCGGAUUGUACCACAGACAAAGCAUGCAUAAAUCAAAAGUGUGUGAAUCCUUGUCCUGGACCUUGCGGCCAGAGAGCCGAAUGUAGGGUAUUUAAUCAUAACCCUAUUUGUAGCUGCGGUACUGGUCUCAUUGGUGAUCCAUUUACUAGGUGCUACCCAAAACCAGUGCCCCAGCCUGUUCAGGAUGAAACAAGAGACCCAUGUGUACCAUCGCCAUGUGGAGCCUUUGCAAUUUGCCGUAACUUUGGAGGUCAAGCUUCGUGUUCUUGCUCUCCGGAACACGUUGGUAGUCCACCUAAUUGUCGACCUGAGUGUGUUACCAACCAAGACUGUGUUAGUUCAUUAGCAUGCAUUAAUGAGAAAUGUAAAGACCCUUGCCUUGGCUCGUGCGGACAAAAUGCUCGUUGUUCAGUAAUGAACCAUCUAGCCAUCUGUACCUGUUUCGAAAAUUAUAAGGGAGAUCCAUUUACCGCAUGCGUCGUAGAACCUAUACAAGACUCUCCUGCCGAUUUGUGUAAUCCAUCACCUUGUGGUUCCAAUGCACAAUGUGAUAACGGAGCGUGCUCAUGUCUGCCAGACUAUCAUGGUGACCCAUAUGUUGGUUGUCGCCCAGAAUGUACUGUCAGCACAGAUUGUCAAAGAAAUCAGAUUUGUGUGCGCAAAAAGUGUACGAACCCAUGCCCGGACACUUGCGGUGCCAAUGCUGUAUGUGAAGUUUUCAACCACAUACCAAUGUGUAGUUGCCCUGCGGGUUAUACUGGAAAUUCUUUCGUUUCAUGCAACGUUAUACAAGCGCCUUUGCCUGCGAACCCAUGUAAUCCGAGUCCAUGUGGUCCAAAUAGUCAAUGCCGAGAAAUAAAUAAAGUGGCUGUGUGUUCCUGUAUACCUGGAUAUUCAGGAAAUCCUCCAACUUGUCGACCUGAAUGUACUACAAGCGCUGAAUGUCCACUUAACAAAGCUUGCAACAAUUAUAAAUGCAUCGACCCUUGCAAAGGUGCUUGUGGAGUUGCAGCACUUUGUGAAGUAGUAAAUCAUAAUCCUAUAUGCUCGUGUCCUAGUGAACUUACUGGUGAUCCGUUUACCAGAUGUAUACCUAGAAUACUUGAGGUGCCAUCACUAUUAAAUCCUUGUGUACCAUCACCCUGUGGACCAUACUCUACUUGUCAACCCAUUAACGACUCGCCGUCCUGUAGUUGCUUGCCAGAGUUCACUGGAUCGCCGCCAAACUGCCGACCAGAAUGUUCGAGUAACAGUGAAUGCUCAAACCACUUAGCUUGCAUUAACAACAAGUGCAGUGACCCGUGUGCGGGAGCAUGCGGAUCUAUGGCAGAAUGUCGUGUUGUUAGUCACACUCCCAAUUGUGUUUGUCCUCAAGGAUACUUCGGGGAUCCAUUCGUAUAUUGUAAAGUACAACAUGACAUUACGCCAGUGGAAAGGCCGACACCUUGCACUCCGUCUCCAUGCGGAAGCAAUGCCAUAUGCAAAGAACGCAAUAACGCGGGAUCUUGUGUCUGUUCUUCUGGGUACUUUGGAAAUCCUUACGAAGGUUGCAGGCCAGAAUGUACGGUAAACACAGACUGUCCUUCAAACAAAGUGUGUCAGCAAAAUAAGUGUCAAGAUCCUUGUCCAGGCACUUGUGGCACUAACGCCCAAUGUCAAACAGUGAACCAUGCUCCAAUUUGUACGUGCAAUACUGGAUAUACAGGCAAUCCAUUCCAACGUUGUACCAUCAUACAAAAUAUUGAACCUAUGACAAAUCCUUGUUCGCCAUCACCAUGCGGUCCCAAUAGUGCAUGCAAAGUAGUAAAUGAUCAAGCUGUUUGUACUUGCUUAUCAGAUUACAGAGGCACUCCGCCAAAUUGCAGACCAGAAUGCGUUGUUAGUGCUGAAUGCCCAUCAAAUAAAGCGUGCGUCUCAUUAAAAUGCAUGGAUCCAUGUGUUGGGCAAUGUGGUCUCAAUGCAAACUGCCUUGUAAUCAACCACAGUCCAAUAUGCUCUUGCAAAGACAGAUUUACAGGGGAUCCAUUCAGCAGGUGUUAUCCAGUUGUGAAUACUCCACAAGAUGAACCACCAAAGAACCCUUGUCUACCUUCACCCUGUGGGCCAUUUAGUGAUUGUCGAGAUAUUGGUGGGGUACCAUCUUGCUCCUGCCUUCCCAACUACAUAGGGGCACCACCAGGUUGUCGUCCCGAGUGCAUAAUAAAUGCCGAUUGCUCUAGUAAUUUGGCAUGUAUCAAUCAAAAGUGUAGGGAUCCAUGUCCUGGUUCGUGUGGUAUCAAUGCACAGUGCGUUGUUAAGAACCACAUGCCUAUUUGCACCUGCCUAGACAAUUACGCCGGAGAUGCUUUCACUGAGUGCAAACUUCAGGAAAUAUCCCACGACGAAGUUGAUUUAUGCAAUCCAUCUCCAUGUGGAUCGAAUGCUAUUUGCAACAACGGAGAUUGUUCGUGUCUUCCAGAAUAUCAAGGAGAUCCAUAUUAUGAAUGCCGCCCCGAGUGCGUCCUUAGUUCAGACUGUUCUCAAGACAAAGCAUGCUUACGGAAUAAAUGUGUAAACCCAUGCAAUAGUGGAGUUUGUGCUGCAAACGCAAUUUGUGAAGUGAUAAAUCAUAUUCCAAUGUGCCGUUGUCCGGAACGCAUGACUGGCAACGCAUUUGUUCAGUGUUCACCCGUGCAAGUUGUAAAUACGCAACCUUGUCAACCAAGUCCAUGCGGACCUAAUAGUCAAUGUAGAGAAAUAAAUAAUCAAGCAGUAUGCUCCUGCCUCAGUGGUUACAAGGGCAGUCCACCAUCUUGUAGGCCCGAAUGUACCGUUAGCACGGAUUGCUCGCCUAGUGAAGCCUGCAGCAACAUGAAAUGUGUAAAUCCAUGCCAAGGAUCCUGUGGAGUCGGUGCAAAAUGUCAAGUUAUUAACCAUAAUCCUAUUUGUUCAUGCCCACAAUCGUACACUGGAAAUCCAUUCGUGAGAUGUAUUGUACAAGAAUUUAAUCCAGAACCUACAAAUCCUUGUCUUCCAUCUCCAUGUGGACCAAAUUCAAUCUGUAAAGAAACGUCAGGUGCUCCCUCUUGUUCAUGCAUAAAUGGUUUCGUAGGUUCACCGCCGUAUUGUAAACCAGAAUGUAUUAGUAAUUCCGAAUGUCCUCUCCAAUUUGCUUGUAUAAAUCAAAAGUGUGCAGAUCCUUGUAGUGGUGCAUGUAGUUCAAACACUCAUUGCCACGUAAUAAGCCACUCUCCGUCUUGUUCCUGCAUAGCCGAUUAUACCGGCAAUCCAUUUAUAGAAUGCCAUAGACUUGAAAUCGUUCAAGAAAUAACAUCACCUUGUCAACCAUCUCCUUGCGGAGCAAAUGCCGUCUGCAAAGAAUAUAACGGCGCAGGAUCGUGCACAUGUUUACCUGAUUACUUUGGCAACCCAUAUGAAGGGUGCAAGCCUGAGUGUAUUAUAAACACAGAUUGUCCAUCAAACAAAGCAUGUCUUCAAACUAAAUGUCAAGACCCUUGUCCUGGAGCUUGUGCACCCAACGCAUUGUGUCAAGUGGUAAACCAUGCCCCGUCAUGUACCUGUCAAAGAGGCUAUACAGGCGAUCCGUAUAGAUUCUGUUCUCCUGAACAAGUUUUGGAUAUACCAAUCAAUGUAUGUCAGCCAUCACCCUGCGGACCAAACAGCCGUUGUCAAGAAGUAAACAAGCAAGCGGUAUGCUCUUGUCUACCUGAUUACAUAGGAGUUCCACCGGGAUGUCAUCCAGAAUGUGUUACAAGUGCAGAAUGCUCGAGAGAAAAGGCAUGUAUAAACCAGAAAUGUGAAAAUCCAUGCGUAAAUGCUUGUGGCACAAAUGCAGAAUGCAAAGUUAUUAACCACAGCCCAAUUUGUACAUGCAAGUCUCGAUACACUGGUGACCCCUUUACAAGGUGCAACCCUAUACCGCCACCUGUCGCAAAUUCGGUAUUAGAACCGUACAAGAAUCCGUGCAUUCCGUCUCCAUGCGGUCCUUAUUCGAUAUGUCAAGAAUUGCGAAACGUACCAUCUUGUACAUGUAUGCCGAACUAUAUUGGAAGUCCACCCAAUUGCAGACCAGAGUGUACAAUAAAUGCAGAUUGUCCCACUUCUGAAGCAUGUAUACAACAAAAGUGUCGGGAUCCUUGCCUAGGUUCAUGCGGCGUUAGCGCAUUGUGUACAGUAUCACGACACACUCCUAUUUGCACAUGUCCAGAUGGUUUCACUGGAGAUGCAUUCACGUUAUGUUCUCCUAAACCGAUAGAAGAUGAAGUCAUCGACAAAUGCAAUCCAUCUCCUUGCGGAUCAAAUGCUAUAUGUCAAGACGGUUUAUGUUCAUGUGUAGAGGAGCAUCAAGGAGAUCCUUACGUGGGCUGUAGACCAGAAUGUGUGCUUAGCACGGACUGUCCGCGUGACAAAGCUUGCGUCCGAAACAAAUGUAUCGACCCUUGCACGGGCACAUGUGCUGCUACGGCGGUCUGUGAUGUUAUAAAUCAUGUCCCUAUGUGCAGUUGUCCUCAAGGCAUGACCGGGAAUGCAUUUUAUAGAUGUGAACCUAUUCAAGUGCCUAUUGUGACAAACCCAUGUAUCCCAUCACCUUGUGGACCCAAUAGUCAGUGCAGAGAAAUCAAUGGACAGGCUGUAUGUUCCUGUGUAGCUGGAUACCUUGGAAGUCCGCCACUUUGUAGACCUGAGUGUGUGGUCAGUUCUGACUGUCCACUCAACAGAGCAUGUAGUAAUCAGAAAUGUAUCGAUCCAUGCGUUGGGUCCUGUGGUGUAGAAGCAAAAUGUAAUGUGGUAAAACAUAAUCCUAUCUGUACUUGCCCGACCAAAUACACAGGAGAUCCGUUUAUAAGAUGCGUUCCAUUCAGACCGCCGAGUGCUGAUGUUACUCCUUGCACACCUUCGCCCUGUGGUCCUAAUUCAAUUUGCAAAGAAAUAUCUGGAACACCGUCGUGUACUUGUAUGGCAAACUUCUUCGGAUCACCACCAUAUUGCAGACCUGAAUGUUCUAGCAACAGUGAAUGUCCUUCUAAUCAAGCCUGUAUCAAUCAAAAAUGUAAAGACCCUUGCAUUAGUGCUUGUGGCAUCAACGCUCAAUGUAGAACGAUAAGUCAUUCUCCAAUGUGCUUCUGUGAUAGUGGAUUUACUGGAGACCCAUUCUCUAAUUGUUAUCAGCAACCUAUUUAUCCUGAAAAACCUACACCAUGUGAACCAUCACCUUGCGGACCUAACGCUGAGUGCAGAGAACAUAACGCAGCUGGUUCUUGUAUUUGCCUACCUGAUUAUAUUGGCAAUCCUUACGAAGGUUGUAGGCCAGAAUGUACUGUCAAUACGGACUGCAUACCAAGUAAAUCAUGUAUUCGCAAUAAAUGUCAGGAUCCUUGCCCGGGAACAUGUGGUCCAUUGGCAAUGUGUACUGUUGUAAACCAUCUUCCAUCAUGUAGCUGCCCAAGUGGCUACAGUGGAGAUCCUUACGUCAGAUGCGAUAUCUUAAGAGAACCAGUUCCAGACAUCACAACACCCUGUGUACCCAAUCCAUGUGGCCCGAAUAGUAUUUGUCGACCCGUCAAUGGCCAAAGCGUAUGUUCCUGUAUGCCAAAUUACAUCGGUGCUCCACCCGGUUGUAGACCAGAGUGUACAGUUAGUUCAGAAUGCUCGAAAGAAAAAGCUUGCAUUAACCAAAAAUGUUCUGAUCCCUGCCCUGGUCAUUGUGGAUUGAAUACAGUUUGCAGAGUGAUAAAUCAUAGUCCAAUUUGCUCUUGCAAUCCAGAUUUCAUAGGCGAUCCGUUCACUCGUUGUUAUUCGAAACCACCUAUCCAACAUCUUCCGGAACCUCUUGGGAACCCUUGCGUACCCAACCCUUGUGGUGAAAAUGCUGUUUGUCGCAACAAUAAUGGGGCUCCGUCGUGCACAUGCUUGCCUGAAUAUCUGGGACUUCCACCAAAUUGUCGACCAGAAUGCGCUAUAAAUCAAGACUGUCCUUCAGACAAAGCAUGUAUCAAUCUGAAAUGCCGUGACCCUUGUCCCGGUAGUUGCGGUCUGAAUGCAAUAUGUUCAGUAUUCUCACAUGUUCCGGCAUGCACUUGUAGUCAAGGGUUUACAGGCGAUCCGUUCACUUCUUGUAUCAUAGCUCCGCCAUUGAAAGAUGAAACCCCAACAGACCCUUGCAAUCCUUCACCAUGUGGAUAUAAUGCUGAAUGCAGAGAUGGGGUUUGUACCUGCUUAAAGGAUUAUCAGGGCGAUCCAUAUUUUGGCUGCAAACCAGAAUGUUUAACAAGCAUGGAUUGUCCAUUAGACAAAGUUUGCUCCGGAAAUAAAUGUAUAAAUCCAUGCCCUGGAACGUGUGCCUCUAGCGCGCAAUGUAAUGUUUACAAUCAUAUUCCAAUAUGCACAUGCCCCGAAGGAACUACAGGAAACGCAUUUGUAGAAUGUCAUGCAUAUGAAGUUAUGCAUGCUGAACCCUGCAAUCCGAACCCGUGCGGCCCGAACAGCCAGUGCCGAGCAAUAAAUAACCAAGCUGUGUGCUCAUGCCUACCGACGUAUAUUGGAACUCCUCCUUCGUGCCGACCGGAAUGUACUAUCAGUGCAGAGUGUCCUCUAAACGAAGCAUGUAAUAACCACAAGUGCAUAAAUCCUUGCGUCGGUAGCUGUGGUUACGGAGCAAAGUGUGAAGUAGUCAAUCAUAAUCCGAUAUGUUCAUGUCCACCACAAUAUACUGGAGAUCCAUUUACGCGUUGCAAUCCUUUAGUUGCUACUCCACUGCCACCAGUUGAUCCCUGUACACCGUCGCCUUGUGGUCCUUACUCAGUGUGCAAAGUGAUUGGGGAAUCGCCGUCGUGCACGUGCCAAUCCGAAUAUAUCGGCGGCCCGCCUAAUUGUCGACCAGAAUGCAUCAGUAACUCUGAAUGUCCAAGCAAUCUAGCAUGUGUCAACCAAAAGUGCAGAGAUCCCUGCCCAGGAAGCUGUGGUUAUAAUGCGGACUGCAAAGUUAUUAGUCAUGCAUUAGUAUGUUCUUGUCCAUUUGGUCAAACUGGUGAUCCAUUGAUAUCAUGUUCCCCAGUCAAAGAUACUAAAAUCGAAUAUAACUCUCCUUGCGAACCAUCACCAUGUGGGCUCAAUGCCGAGUGCACGGAAAGGAAUGGUGCCGGCGCUUGUAGAUGUCUUGAUACGUAUGUCGGCAACCCAUACGAGGGCUGUCGUCCUGAAUGUGUUAUUAACACUGACUGCCCUCCAAUGCUGGCUUGCAUUCAAAACAAAUGCAAAGACCCCUGUCCAGGCAUCUGUGCGCCAAAUGGAAUCUGUCAAGUUGUUAACCAUUUACCUUCAUGCUACUGCCCACCUGGAUUAACAGGGAAUGCUUACGUCAAUUGUGUUGAAAUUGUGGAAGAUGUCGUGAAACCAACACCUUGUACGCCAUCGCCUUGCGGACCUAAUAGUCAGUGCAGAGAAGUAAACACACAAGCUGUAUGUAGUUGUCAGCUUGAUUUUAUGGGAACACCACCGAACUGCCGACCAGAGUGCACUAUAAACAGUGAAUGUAGUAGUGAUAAAGCCUGCGUAAACCGCAAAUGUGUAGACCCAUGCGCCGGUCAAUGCGCUAGAAAUGCGAACUGCAGAGUCAUAGCUCACAACCCUAUUUGUUCAUGCCAAGAUCGGUUUACCGGCGAUCCGUUUACAAACUGCGUACCCAUGCCGCAAUCAAUACCGGGAACACGGCCGGAAGUCAACCCGUGUGUACCAUCUCCAUGUGGUCCAAAUUCACAAUGUCAAGAGUUUAAUGGCAAUGCGCGCUGCACUUGUCUUCCAAAUUACAUAAGUUCUCCACCGCGAUGCAGACCCGAGUGCACCAUCAACUCUGAGUGUAACGCUGUCAAGGCGUGUAUCAACAACAAAUGCACUGAUCCGUGCCCCGGCGCGUGUGGCAACAAUGCGCAGUGUAACGUCAAUAAUCACUUGCCAAUAUGUUCUUGCUUGCCUGGCUUUACUGGAGAUCCAUUCAGCAGCUGUGCAAUCAUGAAUCAAGACAUUGAACCAGUAAACCCAUGUGUACCAUCGCCAUGCGGCACCAACGCUGUUUGUGAAAAUGGUGCUUGCUCUUGUCUGCCAGAAUACUAUGGCGACCCUUAUGUGGGAUGUAAACCUGAAUGUGUCCUCAACUCAGACUGCUCAAGAGAUAAAGCCUGCAUUAAAAACAAAUGCAAAGACCCAUGUCUUGGAACGUGUGGAAUUGGAGCUAUUUGUGAAACUAUCAACCAUAUCCCAAUGUGUUCAUGUCCGGCAGGAUUUUCAGGAUCACCAUUCCACUUCUGCAAUGAAGUUAAAGAACCAGCAACGCCAAUUAAUUUAUGUCAACCAUCACCAUGCGGUCCAUACAGUCAGUGCAGAGAAGUAAGCGGACAUGCUGUUUGUGUCUGUGUGCAAGGAUACAUAGGCAGCCCACCUAACUGUCGGCCGGAAUGCACAGUUAGCUCAGAUUGUAAACUAAACCAGGCUUGUUCGAAUCAAAAGUGCAUCGACCCUUGUCCAGGCGCCUGCGGACGUAACACACACUGCAUAGUUGUCAAUCAUAACCCUGUCUGUACUUGCUUAAACGGUUACUCUGGAGAUCCAUUUUCUUCUUGUCAAAUAAUCCCUGCAAAAACACCAGAAAAAGUUAAUCCGUGUCUACCUUCACCCUGUGGACCCAACUCUCAAUGUACAGAAAAUGGAGAUAAUGCGGAUUGCCGCUGCUUGCCAGAGUACAUAGGUGCACCGCCAAAUUGUAGACCAGAAUGUACUAGUAACACCGAAUGUACAGCAAAUAUGGCUUGUAUAAACAGAAAGUGUCAAGAUCCCUGUCGCGGUGCAUGCGGUAGUAACGCCGAGUGUAGAGUCGUUAGUCAUACCCCGAUUUGCUUAUGUCAGAAUGGCUUCACGGGCGACCCAUUCCUCUACUGCAAUGUCAUAAUCGCUGCUGUCGAACACGAACGCCCUACGCCUUGCGUUCCUUCGCCGUGUGGUGCAAACGCACAAUGUCGAGAGCAAAACAAUGCCGGAUCUUGCACUUGCCUACCCGGAUACUUCGGCAACCCCUACGAAGCUUGCAAGCCAGAAUGCCUAAUCAACUCUGAUUGUCCAUCAAAUAUGGCAUGUUAUCAGAACAAAUGCCAUGACCCCUGUCCGGGCACUUGUGGCGUAAAUGCUCAGUGCAACGUCAUCAAUCACAUUCCAACUUGUUCUUGCGCUGAGCAACACUACGGGGAUCCGUACAAAAUCUGUACCUUCAAAGUUCAAUCUGAUCCCAUAGAGCCUUGCAAUCCCUCACCGUGUGGCCCGAACAGCCAAUGCAAAACACAAAAUGGAAUUGCUUUAUGUACGUGUUUGAGUGGUUAUCAAGGAUCUCCACCCGAUUGUCGCCCUGAGUGCGUAACUAGUUCGGAAUGCCCAUUAGACAAAGUUUGUGAAAACUUUAAAUGUGUAUCUCCAUGUGACAAGGCAUGCGGCUUACAGACUGAAUGUAGAGUGAUCAAACACAAUCCAAUAUGUUCUUGUAAACAAGGCUACACUGGCGACCCGUUCUCAGUCUGCUAUGUUAUUCCUGAAAAACAACCGUCUCCACCGGAACCAACCAACCCAUGCAUUCCUUCACCCUGUGGAUUAAAUGCUGAAUGUCGCGAUGUCGGUGGAAUACCGUCUUGCUCAUGCACAGUGGGAUUCUUCGGAAGUCCCCCGAACUGCAAACCUGAAUGCGUAGUCAACACAGAUUGUAGUAACGAUAAGUCUUGUAUGAACAUGAAAUGUCAGAAUCCUUGUCUUGGAUCAUGUGGUCUAAACGCAAUUUGUAACGUUGUUAAUCAUAUACCAAUAUGUUCAUGUCCUAAUGGAUACGAAGGUGAUCCUUUCGCAGUAUGCAACGUCAAACCACCAGAAACACCAGAAAACGUUGAUCCUUGCCAUCCUUCUCCAUGUGGACCUAAUGCUGUUUGUAACAAUGGCGAGUGCCAAUGUUUGCCAGAAUAUCAAGGAGACCCAUACUUCGGUUGUCGGCCGGAGUGUGUUCUUAGUACAGAUUGUGCUCCGGAUAAAGCGUGCCUUAGAUCAAAAUGUGUAGAUCCAUGUCGCGAUAUGUGCGGAUUCAACGCAGAAUGCAAUGUUUAUAACCAUGUUGCAAUCUGCAGUUGCCCAAGUGGAAUGACAGGUGACGCAUUUACAAAGUGUGUCCGCAUCGAAAAGCCUGUCAACAGACCAUGUGAGCCAUCACCAUGCGGACCAAACAGUUUAUGUAGAGAAGCAAAUGGUCAAGCUAUUUGUGCCUGUCUCCAAGGCUUUAUUGGCAACCCACCUAACUGUCGUCCAGAAUGUAUACAAAGUACCGAUUGUGCUCCAUCACUGGCAUGUAUCAAUCGAAAAUGCCAAGAUCCUUGCCCAGGAUCAUGCGGCCAUAAUGCAUUAUGUAACGUUAACAAUCAUAAUCCAAUAUGCACAUGUCCAGCUAGAUACACCGGUUCUCCAUUUAGUCAUUGUUAUGUUUUGGUAAUUGAAGAAAAGCCCUCUAAUCCUUGCGUGCCAUCACCUUGUGGACCAAACAGUAUAUGCAAUCCGACUCCUAACGGCGACUCGUAUGUUUGCACAUGUCAACCAACAUUUGAAGGAACACCGCCGCAAUGUCGAAGAGAGUGUACUACAAGCGAUGAGUGUCCGUCAAACAAAGCUUGUAUUAACUACAAGUGCAGUGAUCCCUGUCCUGGAUCAUGUGGAACGAAUACACAAUGUGCUGUACGUUUGCACAGCCCCAUGUGCUCAUGCGAGGAAGGGUACACCGGCGAUCCUUUCACAGCUUGUUAUCUAAUUCCACAAGCGAUAGAAAAAAUUGAUCCUUGUAAUCCUACACCAUGUGGGGCUAAUGCUCAAUGCAAAGUUUCAAGAAACAGCGUUGCAGCGUGCAUUUGUGAACCUGGAUAUUUCGGAAAUCCCUACGAGUCUUGCAGACCAGAAUGCGUAGUGAAUACUGACUGUCCUUAUAAUAAGGCAUGUCUGAGAAACAAAUGUGAAGACCCUUGUCCCGGGGUAUGCGGGUCUACAGCAUUGUGCCAAGUAAUCAAUCAUGUUCCAUCAUGCAAUUGCGCACCUGGAUACACUGGUAACCCGUACACCUAUUGUCAUGUCAUCAUAAAUGAACCGACUCCUGUUCCUCAAAAUCCUUGCGUGCCAAAUCCAUGCGGCAGUAAUGCCCUUUGCAAGGACAAUAAUGGUUUAGCAAUAUGUUCGUGUAUGCCAGAGUUUUACGGAUCUCCGCCAAACUGCCGACCUGAGUGCACAGUUAACUCGGAAUGCGACACUUCCAAGAGUUGUGUAAGGCAAAGAUGUGUUGACCCAUGUAUUGGUUCGUGUGGUCAAGAAGCAGAAUGCAGAGUUGUAAACCAUGCACCAAUAUGUUCCUGUAAAAGAGGAUUUGAAGGAGAUCCAUUUGUUAGAUGUGCUAUUGUGAAAGAAGUCCCAGUUCAACAUCAAAAUCCGUGUGUACCAUCGCCUUGCGGACCAAAUUCGCAAUGCCAAAUCGUAAACCAAGUAUCAUCAUGUGCUUGUCUGGAUAACUACGUUGGCUCUCCACCGAACUGUCGAGCAGAAUGUACAGUUAACUCUGACUGCCCGAGCACCAAAGCUUGCAUUAACCAGAAAUGUCGCGAUCCAUGCCAGGGCUCAUGUGGAUUACAUACUGAGUGUCAAGUCUAUCAGCAUGCUGCUAUUUGCAGUUGCAUGGAGGGAUACACUGGCAAUCCAUUCCAAAGUUGUCAUGUAAAGGAGAAAAUUGAUCCCGUGCCUACUGUUUACGACAAGUGCAAUCCAAGUCCUUGCGGAGCAAACGCUGAUUGUAAUGACGGCCAGUGCACAUGUAGGCCCGACUACUUCGGAAAUCCUUACUUGAGUUGUCGUCCAGAAUGCACACACAAUUCUGACUGUCCUUCUACAGUAACAUGUGUGAACAACAAAUGUAUUAAUCCGUGCACAAAUCUAUGCGGACAGGGUGCAUUAUGUGAAGUAUAUAAUCACAUACCGAUGUGUAGUUGUCCAUCAAAUACUACAGGAAACGCUUUCUUCUCAUGUACACCAGUAACAGCAAUCUCAGUAAGUCGAGAUCCAUGCCACCCGUCCCCAUGCGGCCCGUAUAGCGUAUGUCGAGCAAUGCAAGAACAAGCCGUAUGUUCGUGUCUUAUUGGCUAUAUUGGAGUACCUCCAUCUUGUAGACCCGAAUGUUUGGUAGAUUCAGAUUGCACAAGUCUCAUGUCAUGUUCAAAUCAAAAGUGCGCCGACCCCUGCAUUGGUUCUUGCGGAUUGAACGCAGAAUGUCGAGUACACUACCACAAGCCCAUUUGUUACUGCAGAAAUGGUUUCACUGGUGAUCCAUUUACUCACUGCGUAAUCAUUCAAAAUGAACCACCACCAAAGCGAACACCCUGUGAACCCUCACCGUGUGGUCCCAAUUCUGAAUGCCGAGAAGUAAACGAAGCACCCACGUGUUCCUGCCAACCUGGUUACAUAGGGCAAGCACCAUAUUGCCGUCCAGAGUGCACUACAAACAGUGAAUGCAACUUUGAUAAGGCUUGCAUAAAUAACAAAUGUGCUGAUCCGUGCAUUGGUGCUUGCGGUCUGAACACGGAAUGUAGAGUUAUCAGUCAUUCGCCACAAUGUGCAUGUCAACCAGGAUAUGAAGGAGACUCUUUCUAUCAGUGUACUCCUGUCAAAGUUCCAGCUCAAAAGCCACCACCACCUACUGAACCUUGUGUGCCUAACCCAUGCGGGCCGAACGCUGUCUGUCAAGAGCGUAACAAUGCUGGUAGUUGUACUUGUGUAACGGGAUAUUUAGGUAACCCUUAUGAAGGGUGCAGACCAGAAUGUGUCAUCAACUCGGACUGCACAGACAAUUUAGCAUGUAUCAAUAACAAAUGUCAAGAUCCUUGUCCUGGUCUAUGUGGAACGAAUGCACAAUGUCAAAUGGUUAAUCAUAUUCCCAAAUGUGCAUGCACGUUGGGAUAUGUAGGUAACCCAUAUGAUAGAUGUAUUCCUAAACAAGAGUCACCUACUGAUCCAUGCAAUCCGUCACCAUGUGGUCCAUACAGUACUUGCACUGCUGCUGCCAAUAAAGCAAUAUGUACUUGUCUUACGGACCAUAUUGGCAACCCACCAAAUUGUAGACCGGAAUGUAUGUUGAGCUCGGAGUGUCCUCUCAAUAAAGCUUGCGUCAAGCAGAGAUGCGUGGAUCCAUGCAUCGGUGCCUGCGGAGAUAAUGCCCAAUGCCGCGUCUAUCACCAUAGUCCAUACUGUACAUGUCUACCUGGUUUUGAAGGUGAUGCCUUCAUCAGGUGUUCAAAAGAAAAACAGACACCGCCACAAAUAAAGUCUCCCUGCGAACCCAAUCCUUGUGGGCCAUUUGCUACAUGUAGGGACUCCGCUGGUUCCGCCAUCUGUAGUUGUAUGGAAGGAUACUUCGGAGCACCACCACGAUGUGCGCCAGAAUGCGCUAUCAACGAAGACUGUCCAAAUGAUAAAGCCUGUGUCCGGGAGAGAUGUGUUGAUCCUUGCAUUGGAUCCUGUGGUUCCAAUACAGAAUGCCGAGCUAUGAACCAUCUGGCUAUUUGCACAUGUUUGCGAGGCUAUCGCGGUAACUCUUUUGUUGGAUGCUAUCUAUUUGAUGAGCCGCAGCCACUGCCAGUAGACCCUUGCGCAGGCAAUCCUUGCGGAAGUAACGCUAUCUGUAGCAACGGUACUUGUUCAUGUAUUCCGGGAUACCACGGCAAUCCCACAAUAGAGUGUCGUCCCGAAUGUACUACUGAUAAUGAUUGCAACAAACGUCAAGCCUGCGUAAACUACAAAUGUAUAGAUCCGUGCAAAAACACGUGUGGUCGCCAAGCAAUCUGCAACGUCUACAAUCACAUAGCCAUAUGCGAAUGUCCAGCUCCGCUUCAAGGAGAUGCUUUCAUAGCCUGUCAGCCAGCCAGAGAACCUGUGGAGUCGGAUCCAUGUUCGCCGAAUCCAUGUGGUCCAAACAGCGUGUGUCGUGCGCAAGGUUCAGUGGCACAUUGCUCGUGUCGGCCGCCCAUGCACUCCGAGCCGCCUAGUUGCCGACCGGAAUGUCGCAGCUCAGCCGACUGCCCGACUGUGCUAGCGUGCCGAGCUGGCAAGUGCCGUGACCCUUGCCCUGGAGCGUGCGGAGCCCACGCCGUUUGUCGAACAACCAUGCAUUCGCCAAUUUGUACUUGUCCUACUGGCUAUACUGGGGAUCCAUUUAUUCGCUGUAUGCCAGCCCUCGAGACCGAACCCAAAAAGAAAUCACCCUGCCCGGAUUGUGGGCCGAAUGCCGAUUGCAUUGAUGGCCUCUGUCGCUGCCGUUCAAGUUUCUUCGGAUCGCCACCAUUCUGUCGUUACGAGUGUCUGGAUUCUAAUGAUUGCGAAUUGCAUUUGACGUGCAUUAACAGACGUUGCGUAGAUCCCUGUCCCGGAGCAUGCGGCCAGGGAGCCGAUUGUGCCCCAGUAGCUCAUGAGCCACGCUGCACUUGUCCUCCCUCCACUACCGGAAAUCCUCUUACGGCGUGCCGUCCCAUCGAAAAUAUUCCUAAAGAACCAAACGAUCCCUGUGUACCAUCACCUUGUGGACCGGGUGCGUUGUGUCGAGUAAGAGGAGCAGGUGCUUCUUGUGAAUGCGAGCCUGGACUACGUGGAGAUCCUAACUCUGGCUGUCGACCUGAAUGUGUUGCUGACUCGGAUUGCUCACCGUCAAAAGCUUGUAUACGCUCUCACUGCCGAGACCCCUGCCAGGGUACUUGCGGUGUAGGUGCUGAUUGCGAAACUGUCAAUCACAUACCAUUGUGUUCGUGCCCCACUGGAACUAGAGGAAACGCUUUUGAAAGAUGCUACACGGAAGUAACCCAACCACCCUGUACUCCGUCACCGUGCGGGCCCGGAGCCUUGUGCUCCGUAGUAGGAGACAGCGCUAUGUGCACAUGUCCGAGCGGCACGAGUGGUGAUGCGGCCACGACAGGCUGUAGGCCCGAGUGUGUGGUCAGCUCAGAGUGCCCGCGGGACCGCGCCUGCGUACGUAACAAGUGCAUUGAUCCCUGCCCUGGUACAUGUGGCAAUGGAGCUAUGUGUCGCGUCUUUAAUCAUGCACCCAUCUGCUGGUGCCCACCGCCUACAACUGGCGAUCCAUUCAUCGAUUGUAUAGAAACACCAGCCAAGCCCAACGAUCCUUGUGAUCCCAACCCUUGUGGGGCCCACGCCACCUGCCGGAAUGGAAUUUGCACGUAUUACGAAUGUACUGUGAACGAUGACUGCUCUGGUGACCGUGCAUGUAUCAACAGAAAGUGCACUGAUCCGUGCGUGAACGCAUGUGGACUCAACGCAAUAUGCACGGGUGUGAGACACUCACCAGUAUGUUCGUGCCCUGCGGGAUACACCGGCUCGCCUCUGGUGCGCUGCGUCAUGAUCUCGUCGAUAACGCCAGUGCCCGAGUGCAUAUCGGAUAAUCAGUGUCCAGACAACGCUGCUUGUGUGAAUGAUCGUUGCUCUCCACUUUGCGGCCCUAACAACUGUGGACUCAAUGCACGCUGCAUAGCCAAACAACACAGAGCCCUUUGCACUUGCCUACCAGGUUAUGAAGGCAAUGGCUACACUGGAUGUUACUCAGUGCAAUGCCAUAGCAACAACGAUUGUCCAGAUGACGAAAGCUGUGAAAGUGGUUCAUGUGUGAAGGUGUGCUUGCGCAUUCGCUGCGGCGACGAGGCGCAUUGUGUUGCGCGUGGUCACACUGCUUCAUGUGAAUGUAAUGCCGGAGCCCACGGCGACCCAUGGACGGGUUGUCGCCGAGCUGAGUGUAUUGUUGAUGACGAUUGCUCCUCAUGGCUGGCUUGCUCUCGCGGUUCUUGCAGAGACCCAUGCCUUGGCGCAUGUGCUCAAGGAGCAAUCUGUACCGUAGUUCGCCAUGUACCUUCGUGUGAGUGCCCGAGGGGCACUCAGGGCAACCCCAAAAUCGAAUGUCGUCAAGUUUUAGAACCAGGCCAAUGUGUAAUGGAUGGAGAAUGUGGACCCGACCUAGCAUGUUUGCAAGGCGUAUGCAAGAACCCCUGUGAACCAACAUCUUGUGGCAUUCGUGCGGAAUGUAGAGUUGCAAACACAUUACCAUUCAGAACACUUGUUUGCGAGUGCCCUAAGCCUCUCGUUGGUGAUGCUUCGGUACAAUGUAAUCCAAGGGGCGAAUGCAGUUCGGACAGUGACUGUGCUUCAGAAGAACAUUGCGUUAACCGCGCGUGUGUGAGCGCUUGCUCCGACAUCAGCUGCGCGCCCGGCGCCGAGUGCCGCGCCAGCGCGCACCGCGCCACAUGCGCCUGCGUGCCACCGCUGCAGGGCAACCCCCAGAUAGGCUGCACGCUUGAUUCACCAGGUGUGCCGUGCACAUCGGAUGCAGAAUGCGGAGGAGCUGAGGCGUGCGUGUCGCGCCGCUGCGUGUCAGCGUGCGCCGGCGCAUGCGGCACCGGCGCUCUGUGCGACGCGGCGCAACAUCGCGCGCGCUGCCACUGCCCGCCAGGCACUGCCGGCGACCCCUCGCGCAUCUGCUACACACCUGAAUGUACAUCAGACGACAACUGUCCAUUUGAUAAGAGCUGCGUCAACGGAUAUUGCCAAGACCCAUGUACGCUCGGUACGCCCUGUGGAAGAGAUGCAAACUGCGUGCCGGUUGCUCAUAUUGCCAGCUGCCGCUGCCCACCGGGCACUCAAGGAGACCCACGCCGAGCCUGCGUUUCAGCAGUUUGUCACUACAAUGAAGACUGCGAUGACACCCAAGUUUGCAACAGACUCAACCGAGUAUGCCAGCCAGCCUGUUCCGACCAAUCGUGCGCUCCCGGCGCUCUAUGUACGACGCGUAACCACCGCGCUAUAUGUACUUGCCCUGCAGGUCGUACUGGAGACCCGUACAGCCUCGGAUGCACUCCUCAACAUGAUGCCACAGAAUGUAACACUGAUUCCGAUUGUUCAGCACCAUUUGCUUGCGUGAAUGCACGUUGCACUGACCUUUGCCUCGGAAAUCCCUGCGACUCUGGUCUAAUUUGUAAGAUCGUCGAUGUGCUACCAUUACGUGCUGUGGCUUGUGUCUGUCCCGAUGGCGGACGCGUAGCACCCGAUAACGGUUGUAGAGCUCCACCUGAUCCGGAAUGUUCAGUCGAUUCUGAAUGCACCAACAGUCAAACCUGCCGUCGUGGAAGUUGUGUCGAAUCUUGUAGAGCUGAUCCUUGUGGACAGAAUGCUCUUUGUGAUUCUAUCGACCAUACAUCUCACUGUAGGUGUGCGCCGGGAUACACUGGCAACCCGAGAACAGAGUGUAACACCAUACCACGGCAGCCGACUUUCUUUGAAUGUUACAAUGAUGACGAGUGUGGUUCAGAACGAGCCUGUGUCGACCGUGCUUGCGUGAACCCAUGCAAUGACGCAUGUGGACUCGGAGCGUUAUGCCGAGUUAUAAAUCAUUUACCACAAUGCUCUUGCCCGAGAGGAUAUUCUGGCGAUGCACAUACUCGAUGCACCCCACCAUCAGACAAAUCGAUUAUCCCAGUUGGCUGCAAAGCUAACUCUGACUGUCCUCUAUCACAAGCAUGUGUCAAUGGCGCAUGCGCAGAUCCAUGCGCAUGUGGAUCUAACGCCGAGUGUACCGUAGUGAGACACCAUCCUGUUUGCUUCUGCGAGCGAGAAUAUUCAGGCAAUCCAUAUGUCGGGUGCACUAAAGUUGGAUGUACCUCAGAUUCAGAUUGUCCCGACAGUGAUACCUGCUACAACGGAGCUUGCGUUAAUCCAUGCGUUGUGGAUGCGCCUUGCGCUAUCAGCGCGGAAUGCUUCGGUAAAGCACAUCGACCUAACUGUCGCUGUCCUGCGGGCUCAACAGGAAAUCCGUAUACUAGAUGUCAAGCUGCUGAAUGUGAGGUUGACAAUGACUGUAACGACGACAGUGUUUGCGUGAGGGGUUCUUGUCGUAACGCUUGCUCAAGCGAUGGACGCAACCCGUGUGCCAACAACGCUGAAUGCUUUGCACGGAAUCAUGCCGCCUCUUGCAAGUGUCCGACAGCAUUACCCCUUGGAGAUCCUCUAGUCUAUUGCUCGAGAAUUGAUGUAAUUGGAAAACCAGAAUGUCGCAUGGAUAGCGAAUGUCCCAGUGGCUAUGCUUGUUUAAGGGAUGAAUGUCGCGAAGCUUGCAAUGAAUUGAAACCUUGCACUGGCAACGCUCGUUGUACCGUUUCUGACAGCGUUCCAUUCCGAACCUUGAUAUGUCGCUGUCCUGAUGGGUACAUUCCUGAAGAAGGAGGAAAUUGUAAACCAGCACAACUACCCGCGCUAAGCUGCUCUUCUGAUCAAGACUGCGGUGACCACGAAUCAUGUGUUAAUAGAAUUUGCCGUAACCCAUGUAAUUGCGGAGAAAACGCGGAAUGUUUCAUACGAAAUCACAGGCCUAUUUGUUCUUGUCGCGAAGGAUUUGAAGGAGAUCCAUAUCGCAGAUGCCAUAUAGUUGGCUGCCGCAGCAACUCAGAGUGUCCUUCACACCAAGCAUGUAUUAAUGGCAACUGCAUCAGCCCAUGCCUCUUAAAUAGCACGUGUGGUCCUAAUGCCGAAUGUUACGUAGAAAGGAAUUUACCUAUGUGCAGAUGCCGUCCAGGAUUCGAAGGUGAUGUUUAUCUGGGAUGUAAUGCAAUAGAAUGCAGGAGUAAUGGUGAUUGCCCACAGGACAAACAAUGUCGUGCUCACAGGUGCGUGAAUCCAUGUCUUAGUGAACAUAUAUGUGGAACUAGAGCGACAUGCUUGGUGAGAAAUCAUAUCGCUGUCUGCAAAUGUGAACAUGGCUAUACUGGAAGCCCAUAUAUCGAAUGUAAGCCCCAAAUAACAGCUGAGUGCUACGUAGACGCCGAUUGUCCUUCAAGACUAGCAUGUUUAUCAUCUAGAUGCGUUAAUCCUUGCUCAGAAUUACGUCCCUGCGCCAUUCCAGCACAGUGUGAAGUGUCACCAACUCUACCAGUACGCACAAUGCUCUGCACAUGUCCGCCAAGAUACGUGAGCAGUGGCGGAGGAGUUUGUCGUCCAGCAACAACAACUAUUGAAGAUGUAAUUUGUACCACUGAUGAUAACUGCACAACCAACAAUGCUUGUAUAACAUCCUUCUGUAAAAAUCCUUGCGAAUGCGGCCCUAAUUCAGAUUGUCAGAUUAAAGACCACAAACCUGUCUGCGCUUGCCAACCCGGUUUUAUAGGUGAUGCUCGAACCGGGUGCUACAAAGUUCUAUGCCAAUCUGAUUCACAAUGUGCAGAUGACGAAACAUGCUUCAACAGCCGUUGUAUACCAGCCUGUUCGGUUGAUUCCAACACGUGUGGAGACUCAGCUGAAUGUUACGGCAACGAACAUCGCGCUUCAUGUAGGUGCAAGAUUGGAACCAUAGGAAAUCCAUCGAUUGCGUGCACACCUAUAGGUUGCCGCGCAGACUCCGACUGUCCAAUAGACAAAUCAUGUAUCAAUUCUAAAUGUGUUAACCCUUGCAAUGCAACCACUUGCAACGAACCUGCCGAAUGCAGAGUACAUAAUCACGAAGUACAUUGUGUUUGUCCACCUGGCUACCAAAGUACUGAAGAUGGAUGCUUGAGUACCAGACAGCCACAGUGCAACACUGAUAUUGACUGUCCCUCUGGAACUGCAUGCUUGAAUGCUAAGUGUGUUAACCCUUGUCUGGAAAUAAAGCCUUGUGGUACUAAUGCUGAGUGCAAGGUCGUUGACACAUUGCCCGUCAGGACAAUGAUCUGUGAAUGUGUGCCUGGAUACAAAGGAAAUGCUCUUGUUGAGUGUACAUCCAAUAAACGACCAAUCACAGAAUGCAUACAAGGGCAAGGUAUAGAUAGUAAUGGCGAUUGUGUACCAUGCCGAGAGGAGGAAGGGCGAGUGCUGGAUGCUCGCGGGCGCUGCGUGUGCGACGCAACGCGCGGCUACGUGCCACGUGGCGACAAGUGCGAGCCGCGAGGCUGCCGCGCUGAUGCCCAAUGUGAAGACCGAGAGCGCUGUAUCAAUGGCACGUGCGUGGACGCUUGCCGCGCUGAGCCGUGCGGCACAUCGGCCACCUGCGACGCCGUCGGCCACCGCUCGCACUGCACGUGCAUCGCCGGCUACACCGGCAACCCACGCGUUCACUGCAACACUACCAACCCGCCAGUGUACCGAACCGAUUUCCCUCUGCCCGAUAUGCAGGUCCAUUGCCUUGCGGACGGCGUACGUGUCAGUUUGAAGAUUAAAGACUUUAAUGGCGUAUUGUAUGUAAAGAGCUACAGCAAGGACGAACGCUGUCGAUUAGCAGUGGAUACGCCCAAGGAUGAAGAGACUAUUGUCGACUUCACGGUACAUUUCGGCGAGUGUGGUUUAGUUCACGUCAAUGGUCUGGCCAGCUUCGUCCUUGUAAUGCAGAAACAUCCAAAACUAGUUACUUCGAACGCAAAGGCGUUCCACAUAAAAUGUAUAUACCAGACGGGCGAACAGAACGUGACACUUGCGUUCAAUGUGUCGAUGCUGACGACAGCCGGCACCAUCGCCAACACCGGACCGCCGCCCACGUGCUCCAUGAGGAUCGUCUCUCGCUCCGGCAGUCAAGUCAGCUCCGCAGAAAUCGGAGAGAACCUAGUCUUACAAGUCGAUGUUCAACCCUCAAAUAUUUACGGUGGAUUCGCGCGUAGCUGCAUAGCAAAAACAAGCGAAGUUGCCACGAACGUCGAAAACGAAUACCCGGUGACAGACGCCGAUGGAUGUGCUACGGAUCCAUCUAUAUUCGGUGAAUGGGAGCGAAGCGAAGACGGUAGCGUACUACGCGUUGCCUUUAACGCUUUCAAGUUCCCCAGCAGCGACAACAUAAGAUUCCAAUGUAACAUACGGGUCUGUUUCGGCAAAUGUCAACCGGUUAACUGUCGGGGCGCUGACGCCUUUGGUAAACGACGCAAACGAGAAGCGAUCGAUAGCAGUGCAGCAUCCUCACCUGCAGGCCAGUUCCGCGAAGAAGUGACUGUGGAAUCCAACCAAAUCCUGACGUUGCAGCGGCGCGACCCAUCACAGGUAGCGCGGCAGCGCGACGCGGGAGGAGCCGCGGGCGCCGGCGCAGGCGCGGGCGAGGUGUGCGUGUCGGCUGCGGGGCUGGCCGUGGCGCUGGCGCUGACGGCGCUGCUGGCGCUGGUGGCGGUGGCCGCGGCCGUGGCGUGCUGGCUGGUGGCGUGGAGGCGCGCGCGCCCGCCGCCCGCGCCGCUGCCGCACCCGGCCGACUUCCCCAACCCGCUGUUCCAGCGCUGAGUACGCUAGUCGCGGCCGCGCUCCUCCGCCGGCACCGGGCGGUGUCGGUCUUCCUCUCUCCCUAUCUCUGUGCUGCCGCCGGAGGACCGCCGGCCGGGGGCGCGCCGGGCGCCGCUCGCGCUCGCCGCGCCCCAACCUUUACUUAAUUUUAUAAUAUUUUUUUACGUUUUACUAUUACUAAUGUGGCAUCCGUCGCUCUUCGAAUUUUGUGAUAUUCAUAUAAAUAUUCGAAAUCACCAUAAUUUUAUGUAAAAUAAACAUCGAUUAUACCUAAUUUUAAGAAUAAAUAAUUAAUAAUA
Molecule: messenger RNA, 61492 nt
Organism: Helicoverpa armigera (cotton bollworm)
Lineage: Eukaryota; Metazoa; Arthropoda; Insecta; Lepidoptera; Noctuidae
Gene: dpy
Exons: 136
Coding region: 342-61193 (20283 amino acids)
Cellular component (GO): extracellular region
Molecular function (GO): calcium ion binding; peptidase inhibitor activity
Source: RefSeq, a predicted model, not a curated record